AUGCCUGCAAAGAACAAUGAGUACCCACCUGGUGUGUACAAGCUGAAGUUUCAAGCAUAUAAUGCAUCCACCAAGCAAAGUGUGAUAUAAAUGCAGGGGGGUGUUUAGUUGAGAAAGUAUAAUAUUAUCAUUUUUUACUACAAGAGCUCCUUAACCAAGGUAAAAAAAAAUUUAACCUGAAUUUAAAUUUGACCUGCAACAUAUAAUGUCUUAUGAUAAAACAUAACCCACUUAGAUUCAUUGUUGCUAUAGUUUUUAUUGAUUUGUCCUUAAAUAACUGUUGCUGACCUGACCUCAAUUUUUGAUUUCCAGCCAAUGAGUAUUGUCCAAUCUUCAAGAGAGUGACUUGUUCACCCCAGCCUAAUAGUGAAUGUCUAUUAGACGACGACUGCCAGCCGGUCGCUGGUAAACCUACACCCCUCUGCUGCUACAACGGAUGCCACUACUAUUGUUUUACAGAUUAUAGUAAGUUGUCUGGGUGACUUAAAGGAGCUGUGUCACAAAAUUUACGAAAAUUCAAAUAGUGGGAACCGCAACCAUACUGAGUGAAACAUAAGAAUAACUGCCCAGAACUUGAAUAGAAGGUAUAAAUAACACUGCAAAAACAAAAUGAGAAAUGGAUGGACAAACUUGAGGAAGAUUGAAACAGAUUGAAAUUGUACUUUUGAAGACUUGUUAGCGUGAAAGUUUUCCCAAGUUUAUUUUUUUGACAUGAAGCUGUUAUUUUGCCAUUUACAAGUAAUUUUCUCAAGUUCUGUAGAAACGAAGGACACGUGAUUGGCAUCAUUCACAAGAUGAAUGAGACUGCAACUGUGACACAGCCCCUUUAACUGAGGUUGAUUUUAAAACUCAAGCAACGGAUUAAGUGAUAAUUAAGAUGAAAAGGAAAAAAACGAACGCAGUGAAAAUGUUGGAAUGGAAGAAGGUGCUAACUUUACAAGCUUCUGUACUACACUUCUGAUUGGUUUAGACAUAUGUGAGGAACAUGUAAAAUUGUAAACUUCACUUGGCUAUUGUUUUCAACUCUUAUGAUUGGUCGAAAUCUUUUAACACAAUAAAACAUCCUUUGAAAAUGGAGUUUAAAUACAUUUCAUUGCGUAAAAUGCCCUUUUGUAGGUUUAUGCACUCUAUGCGUGAAAAUAAGGACCUUAAGCAUCGACAACGAAACAUGAUGACGACAUUUCAAAACCAAACUGGGCGAAGGGUUUUGUUUUCGGUGGGGAUCGAACAUGAAGUUUAAGCAGUGCAGCUUCCCAGACAGACAACGCCUUUUUCUUUGCGAAGAACUUUGUCGUUACAGUCUUGUUAUGGCAUUCAAAGACCUCUGUAAUUGCGUCUUAUAAGCUAUGAGGAUGGUUUAAUCGAUGAUGGCAAAUUUAUUGUUUUUUACGACCUGGAUCAUUCGAUUUUGCAGGCCUUCUCUUCAUCACACAGCUUUUGUUUUUGUUUUGAAGUUAAAAGUGUAUACCGAUCUUGAACAGCUCUACUUGCAGUUAUGCAAGAUUUCAGCUGCUGAAGAGAAUUCAGUGUUGCUGCAAUGUUCUACCAUAUUUGUCCUCUCUCAGUACUACUCAUAACCACAUCAUGUUCCAGAGUCCACUGUAAAAUAGUUGCCUUUACUAGUGGCUAAAAACAACAUGGGAAAUUAUAAAAUUUUUCUACGAAAAAAAUAAACGUUUGUCCUUUAGUACAACCUAUAGUGCACGAGUAAACAUAGAAUGUAAGGAAACUAACAGCAUCUAAUCUAAAAGGUUCGGAAGAUAGCAGAGGAAAGCUGACUUGUCUUUCUGACUGGUUGUUCCGCCAUCACUCAUGUUUUCAAACAAACCGAACCUGAAAAAUAUAUUCAAGUUAGCAGGCAAAGAAAGCAACAAAGGGCUUAACAUUUGGAUUCUGCUAAUCCACAUAGAAUAUAUUUCUACUUGUACGGAAUGACAAGGGGGAAAAAGAGUGAUAUAUAUGCAAAAAGUAUAGUUUUAUACUUACUUUUUAGCGACAACGGCAAACCUCCCUGAAUUUCGUCGUUGACGAAGGCUGGAUGACGUUUUGACAACCUUACACAUGCCCAGAGGGUUCCUGCGGGAAAAAUUCUCUUCCGGUCAGUGUCGUCAUCCCAUUUUGUCGUUGAUGCUUAAGGUCCCCAAUGAAAACAUUCCUAUGUGAGGAAAGCGUAUUGUGCCAUGACAAAAGAACUUGCUUGCUUCUUACCCGGAUCAUUACUUAAUUUCAAAUAUGUAUUAUGAUACUGUUGUUAUAGUAUUGAUACUCGGAUAAGGCGGAUAAGAACAAAAAGCCAUAGGCCCUGUCUUACAACCCUUGCACAUAUACAUGUAAAUUCUGUAGGACAUUAAAGAACCCGCACGCGUUUUGUAAAGAGUAGGGGAUCUAGUCGGCAGUGUAGUGGUCUAUCUCUCAUUGGGGGAGGGACUGUUACGGGCCGACGUAUCAGCUGAUAACUCGAAUUCUGGUUCUUACAACUUACCAUGACUGUUGUUUUACACAAGUACAACGAAUAGAUAACGUAUUUGAAAAUCAUUCCCCUGUAUCAUCGUAAAUAGCAUUUUUGUAAUUUUAUUACAAUGUACACUGUAAUAAUUAAAUAUUAAAUAUUAUAUGCUACAGCUGUAGUAACGGUCACGAUACCUGUGUGUAAAUAUGUUGUAACUAUUGUGAAAGAUAGAAGAAUCUUUAUUAAAAUCUGUUGUCUUCUAGAUUCCUGAGAGGGAACCAAUACUUUCAGUAGGUGCAGGGAGGUGUAGGGACACUCGUAUACUUUUCUCAGUAGUGGGCUAGUUUUUGCCUUAAUUGAAGUACACAUGUCAUUAUAGAAGGUAGCUCUUUCUUGUUGAUGCAUUUGGCCACUCUACUCUAACCUGCUGAAAACCUCACAUUAAUUUGAUUUUAAAAAAAAAAAUCCUCAGGGGACCUAUUUCCAAGGUUCAAUUACUGAUAUGUGAGUACAUGUAGUUUGCUAGACCUCUAUCUUAGAUUUUAUGAAGUAACACUGACUUUGCUUGCUAAGGUAAGGAAGGUUUUUUUGGGCUGUCCAAGCUGCCACAUGUACCGUAAAUCCUCUAGUAAGCCCUCCCUUCUCGAAUAAGCCCCCUCUCUUUACUUAGCGCUCCCUUUUCAGGGGAGGAAAGUUAAUAAGCCCCCCUCCCCUUCCCCUUGUUAUUUUUCACUUAUCAAUAAUAGACUGUAUUGAUAAAUCACAACUGUAAAACUUUGUGGAUGGUUCAUUUACCAACUACAAGGUAAAGUUCGGAUUUGUUUUUGAUCCUCAUCUGCAUGACCUCCAACUACUUGUACUUGAGCUUUUCCACUUUGUGUUAUAGUUCUUAAAAUGGAGAACUGAUAUUAUCUUCUUCGCUAAAUUAAAUAAGCCUCCCCCCUCCCUCAAAUGUGUUUGCAAUAAAUAAGCUCCCUGGGAGGCUAAAUAGAGGAUUUACGGUAUUAAAAAAUUGAAUACAAGAAUAAUGUUUCUGUGAUUAUAACAAGAGUUGAGUCAAGUUCAAGUCAAUUGUUUUAAUUGGUUUUUAACUGUUCUGCUUGCUUUACUUAGAUCCAGUUGCUCCAACAUUUCCACCAAAGGUGAGCUUCCAAUAGCCUGGCUGGCUCUUAGUCCUAACCUAACCCUUGCUGCGAAACAAAGCUGCAAAGCAGUGCCGAGACCCUUGUUUUGCCUAAUGGGAUCAAUGAAUCACUGGAUGUGCAUUUUGAAUUUGCCUUCAGCCUGAUUGGCAAAUCAACAAUGAUGGUUUCAAGACAGAACCCACCUGGAAAUUGAGUAAUUUUAAUUCUCAGUGGAGAAAAACCUUGUACCAAAAUAAUUUAAAGAAUAUUGCAUUCUUCUUUACAUUUUUGAAGGGCUAAAGAUGUAAUUAGUCAUCUGUAACAGGGCUGUGUUCUAAGGAAAAUUGAAGGGAGCCCAGUGCUCUGAAACUGUAAAAUCUAGGGUGCCCAGCAUAUGAUUUGUAUGAAAAAUCUGAGAUCCCAUAAGAAGUUUUCUUUGGUGUUAUUACAGAUGACUAAAUACAUCUAUAGCCCUUCAAAACUGUAAAUUUUGUACGGAAUAUGCUUUAAAUUAUUCUGGUACAAAGUUUUUGUUCACUGAAAAUUAAUGUUACUCAACCCUUUAAGCCCUAAGAGUGACCAGCAUCAAAUUUCUCCUUGUAAUAUCAGUGCUUUCUUAAACAGAGUGGUCAUGAGAAUUGAGUACAUGAUCAGGGACUAAAUGAUAUUUCAACAAAUUCUCCUCUCUCCUUCUAUUGAAAAAGUAUAAGAACAGUAAAUUAGAUUCCCAAUUUUGAUCUUAGGGUUUAACCCUUUAAGCUCCAACAUCCACAUACAAAUUCUCCAAACUGAUCUCUAUACAUUUUGUUAAAGAAUAAGUUGAGAGAAUUUGAUGAAAGAUCAAAGCAUUUUCUCUUAGGUGAUCAAUUUAUUAAUUCUCAUAACCAGAACUCUUGACAAUCAAUGGAUAUAGUUAGGAGAAAAUUGAUGUUGGACACCAUUGGGACUUAAAGGGUUAAAGGGUUCAUUUCCUGGUGGAAUCCAUCUUAAUUGGCUAAUCAUGGUGCACACUCAUAUCCUACAUGAAGUACAGGGUUUUCGGUAGCAUUUGAAAGUACGUACAGAUGAAGUGGUUCAGCUGGCGGAUGUGCUGGAGGCACAAACUCCUAGGGGUGUCCGGGGAAAUGCCCCCCCCCCCCCCAAAAAAAAAAAAAAAAAAAAAAUUUGUAAAAUUGGACUCUCUAAAAUGCAAUUUCCUGCAUUGCUUAGACCAGAAUUGGGUAACCGGAAUUAUUACAGGAAUUAUCUCUUUUUUUUUUCAAUUAUUGCAUGCAUUUCAUAACUGAGUAAAAUAAGGUUCAAGUCUUUCUUUAAGAAAUGGAAAAAAACGAUUUUCACUCUUAAAAAAAAUAAUUACAGUGAAACCUGUAUUAAGCGGACACCUUCUAUUUAGUGAACAGUAGCCAAAGUCCCAAAAUUUAUUUCCCUUAAUUACUUUAAAUGAAACCUUUACUAAGCGGACACCUCUAUUAAGCGGACGCAGACACCUAAAAAGUACCUGAAAUGGUCAUUUCUAUUGUUGCCAACCUGUAUUAAACAGACACUUGUAAUUUAAUUCCACCACCCAACAUGCCAGACAAGGGAAAUGCGAAAGAUUGCCUCGAAUUGCCACCCACAAAUGUUUCGAUUUUUACAUUUAAAACCUUGACUUGAUGAACUUAUUUGAUUAGUUUCAGCGUACUGUAUUGUUUUCUAUUUCGUUUUGUUUGUACAGAGCUUGUUUCACUCAUCUGAUUUCUUCAAAUUUGAGUUGCUAUCUAUGUUUAUGGUACUAUGAUCAAUUGGUUCACUUUGGUAAAGAAAUAGAUGCAAACGUAUAUCGUCAUAGUCUCUGGGAGUAUUGUAAAUGUUUCCACUGUUCAUUUGAAUGGCACUUGACACCUCAUAUGACGUUAUCUAUCAAAAACUGUAUUAGGCGGACAACCUGUAUUAAGCGGACACUACAGCAUUCCCCUAGGGUGUCUGCUUAAUACAGGUUUCACUGUAUUUCAUGUGUGCCGACUACCGGACGUUACAUGUCAAACAACCGCACGUUGCAUCCGGCGUCCAGCUUGAAACAAAACCCUGGAAGUACAUAAGAGGGGGCUGGAAUAAGGAUUUUGGCGCUUGUUCACAGACUGACUUAACCUGAGGUUUGGUUUCAUCUAUGGUGCAGGCUAGCUUCCGAUUGUCCUGUAUAUCAAACUCAAAUAUUACUAUAUGCAAAAAAAAAUAAUAAUAAUUGAUACUCUAAACGUAUCAGUACUAUGAGCCUCCUAUUGAUGCUGAAAUCAUGGUUGCUGAUAGCCAAUCAAAUUUGAGAGUAUUGUUAUAGAUAUGAUUAACCGUGUAAUUAAGCCUGGUUUCCAUAUAAUCGUCCAGAUCUUCCCAAUUGCCCCAGUCAUUUCAAAUAAUGUUCGAGUGAUCAGGCCAAUAAAAACGCUACCUAGACCAUCGCAAAGGAGCCAUUAGAUUGGCACGACCUCGAUCGUUUGGAUAGAAUAAUUGAGUUUUAUCCAGAUGAUUGACAUGAUCUUGUAAAAUUUAAAGGGAUCAUAUUAAAACAUUCUCAGACGACUGAGGUGAUUGGAACGCUCAAAGGUUAUCCCAGAAAUCAUACGUCUUAAUCCAGUAAUCAAGGAGAAAUUCAGUCGGAUGUUGCUGAGGGUAAAAAGAAUACAUGUACAAAAAUGUUUGCAGGAAGAUUGGCAGUGGGGAAAAUUUACUUGUGAAUACUGGUUUAGUAAUUUCCUCUAUUAAUUUUGUUUUUUACAGAAAGGAGAACCUGGACCAGUUGGGCCAAAUGGUGACAUUGUGAGUAUCACUUAUGCUAACUUCCCCUGCUGGAACCAAGUUGUGAUGGUAUUGAGACUGGGGUGCUGUAAAGGGGCUACAAUCUUGGGCAAAAAGAAUUUUGCACUUUCUUACCCACUGGAUGCCUAUCUAGUGGAUUUUGCUAUCUGGCUAGUGAAUUCUGUUCUUGGGCAAGGGAAGUUUUUUGGGAAAAUUCAAAUAACGGAAGAACUGUAAUCAAUCCUGCUCAUCACUGACUUUCUUUGCACCCUACUAGCGGGUAGUAGUUGAAGCUUACUUUUUUCUUUAUUAGGGACAAAAAGGAGAACAAGGUGAUCAAGGACCUCCAGGACCCAAAGGCUAUAAAGUAUGUAGCACCAAUAACUGGAUAAGUCAACAGUUGACCCUUGAAGUGUAUAAAAAAUGGCACACUUUUUCUGUCAUUUUAGUUCUUCAAUAUUAAAUUAUAUAUCGGAAAUUUAAACUAAAAAAAUUGAUGGUUGAACGGCAACUUGCACAGUGCAAAGGGCAGGAAUUAUCUGUCAGACGUACUCUCAUUCGUUCAAUAGCAAUAUAUAAUGUUUUGGCUGAUGUAGUAUUGUAUACAGUUGAAUUUCUAUGUGCGACCACCUCCGGCAGGUGACCACCUUCCAUAAGCGACCACCUUCCCAAAACACCAAAAAUGUUCUCAGGAGAUAAACUAGAAAGGGAUAACCUCUUUUAUCUCCUUUUCACUUUCCGAUUUGGAUUUGUGAAUAAACAGUUAUUAUUAUUAUUAUUAUUAUUAUUAUUAUUAAUUAAAGCCUUAUACUGGAACCUCUCGCAAACGACCACCUCCUGUAAGCAACCACGACCACUGUUUCAGCUGACAGUUUAAGAAUUUUCUAUUGCUUUCAACCUUCAGUAAGUGGCCACUUGACCAGUUGACGCAUGGCCUCUCUAUACAGUGAAGUACAUAAUAAAAAUGGACAAAAAGGAAUUUAUUCUUUGGCUGUCAUUAUUGUCUAUACAUCUAUUACUGUGUUUAUUAGUUCAAUCUAUAACUACAAUAUUAACCAGUACCCUUGAGAAAAAGACUCAGUUUUCCAGGUUUAAUUUAAGAAGUUAAGUUUAUGUUCAGCAGACGUGUUAGGGACAUUUCUGUACAAGAAGUCACGUACAAAAGUAAAAUUUGUUAACCAGAAAUUUAUAACUUGCAUGAUCUAAUAAUUAAGUGCACUUCCGUAAAUGAACUGACCCAAACAAUAGCUAAUGAUUUUCUCAAUAAAACUACCAGUAAUUGGCAGGGGAAAGCAAACUUUCAUUAUUUUUUUAGAAUUAUUAUAAACGUACCACUCUAUUCUAUGUUGCCUAAAAAAUUUCGCCCUUGUGGUCUGACUCUCAUACAUUGUAUGUAAGUGACCACUUCCCAUAAGCAACCACCAAGCCUUUGCAUUUUGCAUUGGGUGGUUGCUUUAAUGGGAGGUUCGACUGUAGGAAGAAAGCUUGUGUAAUUUACAAAUGUUGAAUGAAUCCCUGGCAUGUAAACAAAGUUGCACAAUGCCUUCCUAUAGUUUGUUGUCAGGCUUUUCUUUACUGAUUUUUCAUUCUUCAUGCUCAAUUCUUGUGGUAAUUUAGAAUCAAGAAUGGAGACUUGCAACAGACUGCUAACGUUCUUUUAAACACUACUCUACGAGUAGAAAGAGACUCCAAGAGUGAGAAGAGUGCAGGCUCCAAUAAUGUAGGCACGUCAACUUUGUUGGGAGAUAGCAACUUGGCCUGUGGAAUGGCACAGUAGGGUGCUAGUUUGUAGGGGUCUCACUAAGAAUAUUAACCCUUUAAGUCCCGAUAGUGACCAACAUCAAUAUUCUCCUAACAAUAUCCAUAUGUUACCAAGAGAAAUGGUUAUGAGAGUUAAUAAAAUGAUCACCAAAGGAAAAAUGCUUUGAUCUUUUACAAAAUUCUCUCAACUAUUUUUUAAGGUAAUGUAUGAAGGUCAGUAUGGAGAAUUUUUAUGUGGAUAUCGGGGCUUAAAGGGUUAAGGAGGUUUGACUGUGUAUAGAAAAAAGGGCAGUGUAAAAUGCAGACUGCAGAGUGACUGCGGACUACUGUUUUUAGGGUUAGAAAACAAUGGGACUAUUUUUGUCACAUACUCAUUUGCAUGGUGAAAACAAUCAUCUAUAGUAUGCGUUUUACACUGACUGAUAGAAAAAAAUUAUGCAUGAUAUCUGAUUGGUAUAAAUCCAUAAUUCUCCUUUUGUUUCCAGGGCACCUCAGGACCCCCGGGUUUAAGAGGAGACAUGGGUGAAGCAGGCCCAAUUGGACAGCCUGGCCCUUCUGGAGGAGCCGGGGGAUUAGUAAGUUUUUGUUUGCAGUUCUUCCAGUCAGAAUGUAAUAAUGAGCUACAGCUGUAUUGUUUGAAUGAAGCCAUAAAGUUUUAAAUUAUUAUAGCAUUAUGGGCUAUAACUUGUGCUCCAGUAAUUCUAGAUCUCCUAUUAUCAAACAUUGCUCCAAGGCCAGGCAAGAAGAGAGUAGAAAUUAAAGUGUGACAUCACCAAAAUUUGAAUUUGCGAUUAAUUAUGGGAUUAAUGGCAACAUUAAUUUACAAAGAACAAGAAUGCUCUUAAUAUCAACGUUAAGUCUCGCUUGCUUGGAGAUUAGAUAAGAAAUGAGGGUUCUCAAUAGAAGGCGGCACCCGGCGAUUGAUCGCCGCUUACUUUGGGAUUUAUAGCCGCUUACUUUGUGUUUAAGUCGCUUUUCUUUGCUUUGUUUUGACACCUCUGGCUUUGCUGAAGAGCCUCCUACUUUAUCAGUGAUCACCUCCUACUUAAAAAUCUAUUGAGGAGGACAGUUUUCAUCCUGUUCUUUUCUGUUUAUCUCCACCAAUCUAAUAAUUUCUUAAAUUAAGCUUUUGUGAUGUCAUGACAUCUUCUCUCUAUAGAUGUAGGUCCUGGAGUGUAGGUGGGUGUCACAUUUGUUUGAAGUGUUUGGGAUGCCUAAACAUGGUUAAAACACUUGGGUAUUAGUCUUAUUGGAGGGUAGGUGCCGUGAUGGUCAGGACAGAGGAAGGAUCGAAACAGUCUCCUCAGCAAGAAGGCAGUCAGCACUGGUAUUAAGCCACCUGACACCUGUCAACAGCAACAUAGCAAAACAAAUUGGGUGAGAGCACAUGGCAAUGACCGUCCAAGCCUCCGUGUACAGACUGUAUCUUUCACAUCAGAUUGGUGAAAUGGCUGCACUCACUUGAUUUGAACCUUGCCUAAAUUACUAAGGCUGUGUUCUAACAAAAAUGGAAGGGAGUCCAGUGUUCUGAAUUUGUUUAGGUUGCCCAACAUAUGAUUUCUUUGAAAAAAAACUAAGAUUUUCUGGUCACCUGAGAGCAAAAGUUGAGCAUCAGGGGCCACAGGGCUCGGCUAGAGCACAGUCCCAGAUUACCUUUAGGCUAAUUGAUUAAGAGUGUCUACUGUAACCAUUAUAUUCUAUCAUGUUACAGACCAGUGGAGAAAAGGGGCCUGAUCCUCAAACUCCUGGUGGCAUUAAAGGAGAACAAGGAGCACCGGUAAGUUCAGUCUUCAGUGUUUAUGCUAGAGGGUGACAUUGCAAGAUUUCCACAUUUUAGUACUGCACAAUAUCAUAAUUUUGUAUCAAUAAAAAUUAUGUGCACUAAAAAUUAACCAUCCCUUCAGUUUCAAUAUAUGUUGUAUUUAAAAAUACUGUUUCAGCUGUUGAAGAAUGUAUCUUGUUUAUGUGAAGGAAUCAAUUUUUGAUAACUCAAUUCAAUCUUAGAUUGUAGUAUUCAAAGUUUUAGAAGAAUGCAAUUUUGAGCUACAAGAAUAAGUGAUAAGUGUUAUCCUCCUCUCAAAAAAUCUAGGGUGCAAGAGGUCCCCCAGGAUCACCGGGAAGGCGUGGCCCACCAGUAAGUAUAUUAUCUCCUUGCCUUUUGUUUAUUCUUUCAUUGUUUCAAUGACUAGUAAUGAUAAUUCACUAGUUAAUUGAGUAUUCUACAAGUUGGACAUCAGUUUUACUUUCUUUUAUUUUAUGGCUACAAUAGUACGCGUGCUCUGAUUGCCUGCUGAACGGGCAAGAUUUUCUUGUAAUGACCAGUCAUUACCCCUGUCUUAGACAAAAAUAGAUGGGACACUUCCACCCAAUGCUGUUUUUUUUUUUACUUCUGGCUUACCUGCUCAUCCUCCCAAUGUUAUUUAUCGCCGUUAACUCACCAAAUCUUGUGCAUCAACAUUGGGUGGGCAAGAAGACAGUAAAGUGUCCCAACAAUUUUGACUGAGACUGUUUUUAACUUGAUAGCUAGUGGACCAUCCAUGUUAUGGUCAAUGAACAACUGUCAAAAAAGGUGCCCACUGACCAGUGUCACAUUACUGUACUGUGGGCUCAAGUGUAAGACUCAUUGAGGUCACAUGUUUUUUAAAGUUAUCCGCUCACCAGUUAUUGGUUUUAAUUGAUGGCAGGCUCAGGUCCAAAAAUUCUCAUGGUCAAAGACACUGUGUCUUGUGGUUUCAAUCGCAUCGCCGCAGGUUCAAUUCAGUUUAGUGAACAUGAUCGACCUCGAAUGACCUCUUGUGUGAGGAUGUUGAAAAUCACUUCCAGUGUUUUUUUGUUGUAUUCAACUAAAGAAAAAGGCACUAAAAAGGGCCAUAUAAUAACUUAUUAACCUUGUCUGUUCAGUCAUUACAGGAAAAUUUCAGUAGUUUGUAAAUAUCUCUCAAUCUUUACAUUAGGCUAGUAAUGAUAAUUUAGUAGUUGAUUGUGUAUUCUCCAAAUUGGAAAUCAGUCAGUUUUACUUCCUUGCAAUAAGAGAUAACUUUGGGCAGCAUGCAAAGAAAAUUGUGUCUGAUAGCCUGGGGCUACCAUAUUUAGCUUCAGGCUUGUGAAUUCUGUUCUUAACUUGCCUAAUGAGUGAGUGAAACUUUUUGGGGGAAUUCAAACUACAGAAGUACCAAGACAAAUUGUUUAUUAAAAAAAGUGCCAUGUGGAUUGAAGCUGUUUUUAAGGCUGAAUUAUCACAGUUAUUGUUAUUAUUACAAUGAUUUAAUAAAGCUUGUAGUGAAAUAACAAAUAACAAUUAAUUAUUAAUUUUUUUGGGCCAGUUAAAAUGACUUUCAGGCCUAAAGGGUAAGCGGUUAAACUGACUUUCUUUGCCCCCUGCUUGAGCCGAUUGAGUUAGAGUUAAGAAAACAGUUUUUUGCAGCUUCUUAUUAGGUGUGUAGAAAUUUCAUUAGUUGACCUCUGUAAUUCAUGUGAAUUUUAGGGCUGUUCUGUGUAGUGCCUAAACCUCAUACAAUCCUGUGCUCCAAGGAAAAUUGAAGGGAUCCCGGUUCUUUAAACCUCUAAAAUAUACAGUACCAUUCAAAAGUAAGUCGACACUGGAAGCUUGAAACUCGAGCCUCUAUGCUCGUGUCUCGAAGCUUGAAUGCUUCGAGUGUGAGAUGCGAGGAUCGAGUCUCGAGACGCAAGGAUCGAGUCUCGAGUUUCGAUGAUCGAGGAUCGAGGAUCCAAGAAGCCAGGUUUUGUGUAAGAACGAUGGUAUACAGUCAUGUAGCCAUUCAGAUAUUCGCACCGUCGAUCAGUGCUUGCGAUGUGGUGUUCUGUAACUGUUUGAAUUGUCGGGGUUUGGCAAGCUUUCAAUAAGUGUAAAUCAAUAUUUUCAUUUUCGAAGAUUUAUCCUGCAUGUACAGUGUAUGUAGCCUUUUGCUUGCCGUGUUCCGAAAUUUUCACAGAUGAACGGUGCCGCUCAGCAAUUCAUUCUGUCAAUUAAGCUUGUCGCAGUUUUAUGCAAAUCUUGGUGAAGAUUAUGUCGGUUGAGUUGUUCAAUUUGCUUUGUUUGUCAAGCUUCAACUUCUUACGUGUAAAGGCAGCUUAGGACAUGUAGCCUUUCACUCAAUAAUUUUAUUUGAAAACUUGGCGAUUCCGUGGCUUGUCGCACGUUUGGCGUAUGUAAAUAAUGUUGAUAACGUCAUGAGAAACUACGUUUGUUCUAGAAAGUGAAAUUUUCACGUGCGCAUUUCAGUCAAUACCGUAGCUUGUCACGCUGUUACUGUAUGUAAAUAUGCAAAUCUACAAGUAGUCACACAAUAAUUUCAUGGAAAACUGUAUUUGUAACAAAAAGCGACUUUUUCAUGAGCAUUUGAGUUAUUAAAUUUUCCAUUAGUCAAUUUUACAUAAUUUAUGUAUCUUUUCAUCUGCCAUGUUCAUUCGAAAACACGGCUCAGCAACUCCGUGAAUUAUAAAACUGGCUUUUAUGCAAAUCUGGCUGAUGUCACCGGAAACUUUGUUUGCUGAGGCGAGAUUCUAACACACGAUCAUUUGAGUAUUGAAAAAAAGGUCCAAACUCGUUUUGUUCAAAUGACAGAAAGUGACAAGGAAUGCACGAGCCUGGCUCAGGCACUCUGCAAAAAAUCGGAAACGUAGUUGUCACAUGAUGCGGAGUUUGACAGACAGACAGACAGACCUCGUGGUAUUGAUUUGUGAGAUGGAUAAGAUCUAGUUUUCAGAUCGAAGCGUGUGAGUCUGUGAUCUUGUUUUGGAACGAUUAAAGAAGAUUUAUGGUUGAAAAAUGAGGUUUGAGUUUCAAACAGAGGUUCUUUUCACCGCUAGUCUGACGUAAGAACGAUGGAAAGUCAAAAAGAAUUAGCGCUGUAUACUGUUCACGAGCGAUAUUAAUACAGUCGUUUCCUGUAUGAGUUGUUUCGUUGUUGUUUACUUUUUGAAAGCUAUUACAUAUAUGUAUCUCGCCUUCACUUCUAAAAAGCAAGGUUCAAAAGGACUAUUAACAGGCGACCAGAAGGGAACAUUUUCGCUUCAAAGCGCGAGCUUUGUUCACGCGAAAGCGAACGAGUCUCACCCAAUGCACGGAGCCGUGAUUUUUAGAAUGAAAGGUAAGUGUACACUUAAAGAGAGAGCGCUUUCUCGACUCAAUUUAAAACUCGAUCCUCAAUCCUCAAUCAUCGAAACUUGAGACUUGAUCCUUGAAAGUUUUGAGAAUCGAGUCUCGCGUCUCGAGACGUGAGUGACUGUCAACUUACUUUUGAGCGGUAUUAUGGGUGCUCAGAAUGUGAUUAGAAUGAAAAAACUAAGAUUUUCUGGUCAUCAGAGAGCAAAAGUUGGGAGCCAGGGGCCAAUGGGCUAGCAUACUUAGCUGCUGGGAUUGUGAAUUCUGUUCUUAACUUGCCUGAGGAGCAAGUGAAACUUUUUGGGGGAAUUCAAACUACAGAAGUUCUAAGACAAAUUGUUUAGGCUGACUGCUAGAGCACAGCCUUGUUUAUAUUAAAAAAUUAUUAAAAAAUUAAUUUUCAUACACACUCAAUGUAUUUUUUUUCUUCACCACCAGGGAACAGCUGGAGCUAGAGGCACUACGGGUCCCACUGGAGAAGCAGGACCUAGGGUAUGAUUAACUUUUAAUUGUAGGGCCUGUAGUAGGCGGCUUUGAAACUCACACCAAAGGCACAAGUUCUUGAGGGCCAAGACAACUAGGGACAUUUUGAAAUUUAGAGUCUUGGAAAUGCCAUUUCCAGGGGUUUUCAAGAGGUAUUUUCCACCAUGUUUUGUCAGAAUACAUGCAAGACUGAGAACAAUGCCGUUGAAAUGACUCAGACAUUCCACGACAUCGCAUGGUUCGAUCAUUUCACAGAUCUAAACCUGUUUAACGCCCACGUUGGCAUCUGAAGUGGAGCUUGGGUGCCCAUGGGCCAGGGGGCUGCAACUGCAAUAACACCCCAAGGCGGAAGAACAUCCACAGGCCUACCAACCCGCAACCCAGCCACGAGCCCCCCUGCGCCCAUCCCGCAACCACCCCCACUCCGUGCCCGUCAAGUUUCUCCUGCCUCUGUUGCCAUUUCAUGAGCACACGAUGGCAAAAGGUGUUUGUGUUUUUUCCUUUCUGGGUUUUGCAUGGGAUUUUAGGUGUUUAUAGAGUAUUUGGACGAGAGCUUGUUUUUAUUACCUCCUUGUAUUUUCAUCUCACUCUUGCAGGGAAGAAAUGGUCAGCAAGGUCCACCCGGAUUGCCGGGAGGAGAUGGUUCAGAUGUAAGAAGCUGAAACAAACAAUGCGUGAUAAUUUUUUCUUCCUUUUGUAACUAUGCUAACACCUCAUAUCUUUCAUUAGGGAGCUUAAGCAACAAUGACAGGGACAGUUAUGAAAAUGUCAGUUAAAAAGUGUGUUUGCACUGCUUAAUUCAAACUUAAUUAGGCGUAUUCCAUCAUGUUCAAUUCAUCAAGUAAUGUUGGCAAAUUUUUCUGAAGAUGAAUUCUAAAGGACUGCAUCAAAGUUCAGAAAAAGAAAAAGAGGGUCAUUGUCUUGUGUUCAUGGCCUCCACAAAACAUGAAAUUAGGCAGUUUCACGUCAUAGUCAUGCAAUGAUGGCAAAGAAAUGUUCAAAAAAGCAUUCAAAGUUGUUUUGCCAAUCUAAACCUAUGGAUUUUUUGCCAUUCUUGUUGCAGUCGCCAUUCUCGUUUACUUAAUCUCCCUGUUGUCCAUUAAAAGGGCUGUGUCAUAGCUGCAGGACAGUUUAUUUUUUCAAUAUUGUCAAUUACGUAUGGAACUCAAUAUAAGUGAAGAACCUACUUUUACAUAACAAAAUCUUAGUCCUGUGUCAAUCAAACAAGCAUUAUAUCAAAUGUUACUAAUGACAAAAAUGAACUUUGAAAAACUGUUACGCUAACAAGUUUGCCCAAUCCUGAUCCAUUUCAGUCUUCUUCAAAGUUCGUCCAUCGUGCUUUCUUUUGUAUUUUCUGUGUUAUUUAUCCCUCCUUCUGAUAAUUAGUUUGAGCACUUAAUUCACUCAAGUUUUCGGUAGUUUUCAAUUUUUUAAACUUUGAUAAAUUAUGUGGUGCAGCUCCUUUAAUUUUCCAAAUUUGUGUGCAUAAUAUUCCUUAUGGCUUCAACCUAAGAGAUAACGGGAUGUGGCGUGGCAGAUGCCACACCCCUACAUGUAUGGUUGAUCUAGGAUUUUUUGGGAACCUCAAUUUUUAUGUAGCUGUUGAUUUAUACCGCAGAUACAUUUCACAAACCUUGGUGAUAGUCAGUGGCUUUGGUCACGAGAUAAUUUUAUAAUGUCAUGUGUGGCAUAAAGAUGAGCCAUUUUUGAGGAAAAUUCCAUUCUCCUGCAUGAUUUUGUGUAAAUAUUAUAAAACAAUUCCCAAAGCUGCGAAAUGUUUCAUUUCUAUAACAACAUACCUUAAUAUUAUUGUCAAACAAGAAAAAUACUUGGUUUCUAAACUAUUUGUAUAAGUCAGAGUUAUCAGUGAAAUCUCAGAUGGCCAUCAAUAUGGCAACCAUUUUCAGUGAUAUCAUAGGUCCCAGGACAGUGCUUAUAUCAUAUCUACGUUAAAAUAAAAUAAAAACUGCGUUGUGGUGCAAUAAGGGGUUGCAACAACCACAAUCACUCUAGGGCAGUGAUACCAAUUUGCUAGAAUGGCUUCUCUGUUCUUUUCUGUGGAAUGAUAACCAUUAUAGUGACUGAAAAAUCAGUAGUGGCAUCAUUUAUUUACUUUUGAUAGCUGGACACAAUUUGUUUGUCUUUGUGAAAUGUUAUACAGGGUGAACCUGGAGACAAAGGAUCUCAAGGAGACCCUGGAGCCCAAGGACCACCGGUAAGUAUUUUCUGUAUUAAUUGUUCAAAGUGGCUCUUGCAUUAGCCUGAGAAAACAGCUGACAUUUCACGAAGCCACCAGUGGUGUUCCUUCAAACUGACGUCUGAGAAAUAAGCACAGAUUUUCCGUACUGAUGACACAUCACUGCCCAGAUCUGGCUAGCGCUUCUGAUUCGUUGGAAAUUUGCUUCAUCCAAUCAGAGGCACUACCCAGAUCUGGGUAGUGAUGCCUUGUCAGUAUGGAGUUUCUCAGGGUGCAAGGAAGUUCAGUUUUGCAGCUUGCGAUUCGGGCAAGCUCUAGCUAGCACGUACUAGCCCCAACGUCAUUUCAACUAGCCCGAAAAAAAAUUUUGAUGAGCACUGGUUACAGUUCUUCUGUAAUUUAAAUCCCCCCCCCAAAAAUUCAUUUUCCCAUCUGGCAAGUUGAGAAUAGAAAUCACUAGCCCAAUAGCAAAAUCCACUAGCCCUGGGCUAUCAAACACCACUUUCUUUGCACACUGAGUUUCUGCACUCAUUUCUCAGACAUAUUUUGUGGGGAUACCACUGGUGCAUCCGGAAGUGUCAGCUGUUUUCUCAGGCUACUCCUGCAUGUAUACUAAAACAUUCUGUACAACUCUGUUACAACACGUUUUGGAUUCCCAAGUCCUUUUCUCCACUAUUAUCUCCUAAAUACAGUACAGGCAUCAGUUGUUCAAAAGUUGGAUACAGUAGCACUAUCCACUGGAUCAACUUGAAUCCAUUGGAUAGCUCAGUUGGUUUCCCUAAUACUUAUCCGCUGUAUAUAACCACAUUGAGACAACAACUCAACUGCGGUGAAUUCUAACACAAAAAACGGCUGUUGUUUUACUGACAAGUAGUUAAGGUUGACGUAAAACUAGAAAGGAAAAUACAAUUGACAGAUCUUAAUUACUUGCGAUAGGAAAUGCACCGGGUAAGCAAUACGAAUACAAACUUAACUAGAAAAUUCCAAAAGGCCAAAUAAUAAACCAAAUAAAAGAGGAAACCAAAGGAAAGACUAAUACCUUGUGAGCCUAUUAUAGUUUUUGUCCUGAAAAACCAAAAUCCUUCACUGAACAAGCGAACAGAGUAAUCCUGACCCGCCGAGCUAACAAUCAUACAACUUAAACUAACGGCUUGAUCACCUGACCCGAAAGGGCACGAACGUUUACCUUUCUGUGCAGGCCUGGGCUGGCUAGCAGCUACACGCUGAAUAAUGACUAUCCAAUGGAUAGUGCUAUCUAGCGUUUGAACGACUGAGACCUGUCUGUUGGGACCUUUUGGCAUAUUAGAAACCAAUUUAUCUGACAAAGAGUUAAUAGUAAGACUUUUUUUUACUGAAAUUCAUUAUUGUAGAAGUGUGUAAUUUAACAUUCAAGUGAUAUGACUGUGUGAAAAUGGCAGAUCAUGCAGUGGUCUGAUAUAGCAAAUACUAUGGUCAUUUAAUAUGUAGUUUAGAAAAUUAUGAUAUGAUGUCAACUGUGUUUUCUAAUAUGUCCUUUCAAAAUAAAAGAUUGAAAGCACACAUGUCCUUUUGAGUAAGAAAAAAUAUUUCCAACGCUGAGAUGAGUGCUUCAGGAGCGUUAGUUGUGCAAGGCAAAAGCCAUGCAUCUUAGAUGGGUAGACCGGUAAACGUUUUUUGCCCUACAAAAGUAUGGUAGCUCUUGCCUGUCAGUUACAUAAUUAAGCAGUUUCAGUUUUCUUAGACUGCAGUUUUUUGUCUUCUAGGGUCAAACAGGUCAGCCUGGUAUACCAGGUUUGACAGGAUUCAAGGGAGAUAAGGUAUGUUUCAUUUCUUUGGAAAAUAUUGUGUGGCAUUAUAACCCACUUCUUCUCUGGCACCAUUGUAUUGCUAAGUAACACUUAAAUGUGGUCCUGGCUGAUCCCCCAAAAUAUUUAAAUUGAUGGAAAAAUAUAACAUGUCUGUUUUAACGCUUUAAGUUCCAAGGUUGACCAACUUCAAAUUUCUCCUAACAAUGUCAAUAUGCUAUAGAGAGGAGAAGUGUGAUGUCACAUUACCAUGGAAACAAAAUUUCGGGAACACAACAACGGGGAGCUUUAGCAACGUCGACGGCAAUUUAAACGGGAAAAAAGAAUAGGGUUUGCAUUAGCGAAACAACAAAUUUGCAUGUGCAUCACGCUUUUUUGUGCAUUUCCUAGCUGUUGUUGCACGAUUGCAACAUGGCCCGCUUUAUGGAGUAGGAACAAAGCACAACAUUUUUCUUUUCUUUUUCUAAGCUUUGAUUUGGUCCUUUCGCAUUCAACUCCAGAAAAUUUUGCCAACAUUUGACAAAUUAAAUGAAACUUGAUAGGAUUGAUGAAGUUUGAAACAGUGUGAAUUCAACUUUUAAGAGACAUUUUUGGUUUGUCGUCAUCCAGAAAUGUGGUUACCAUGGCAACGUGAUGUAACAACUUCUCUUCUCUAUCAAGGGAAAAGGUUAGAAUGUGUAAUCAAAUGGUGGCGGGUGAAAUUGAAAUUAUUAGAAUUUGGACAAAAAACAAGUGAUAUUGUUUUCUAAUUUUGUGAGUGUACCAUUUGAUUAGAUAUUAUUAUGAUCAGUGCCAAAUAACGUUCACGAUCGUGGGUUUUUUACUUGUUUCAUUUUUGGCUUAAGUUCAUGAUUUUCUGAACUUUUCCAUAAAAUACCCAUUAGAGUUCUUCUUUGUCACAAGCGUUUCAGUUUUAGCCCGCGUUGUAAGUAAACAGCGCAGGCUUUUAGGGUGAAACUGCUGACCAAAACUGUGGGGGCUUCGAACGCACGCUAUAUAUUGACACAAAACGUGAUUUUCUUUUCGCCGUGAAUGGGCUGUGUACGUUUUCCUUGCUAUUCUGACAGAAAAUUGACGAACGGGACUGUUAUCUGGCAGGAAAACCGUCUUAUUGUUCCGGUAAUUCUUUUUGAAGGGUUUUCAUUUUCGUCUCAACAUUCCCACUGGAAAGUUUUACCCUUAAAGUUGCCUUUUCACCAAGUGGUGCGGUGCUUUCCCUCAACACUUCGGUUUGAUUCUCGUGAAUGAUAUCUCUGAAUCGAGUCUUUUGCCACUGGCAAAUUUCAUCACCUAAUAAAAAAUGCUUUGAUCUUUAAGCAAAUUCUCUCAAAUAAUUCUAUAACCCUCUAAGCCCCAAAAUCCACAUACAAAUUCUACAGACUGAUCUCCACACAUUUCUUGUAAGAAUAAUUGAGAGAAUUAAUUUUGGUGUAAGAUCAAAGCGUUCUCCCUUUGGUAAUUAAUUUAGUAAUUCUCAUAACCUUUACUCUUAAUGAUCUGAUGUUGUUAGGAGAAAAUUGAUGUUGGUCACUCUUGAGACCUAAAGGGUUAAGGAACUGUAAGGAGAUCAGUAUGGAGAGGUUGUGCAUGAGUCAACAAAAGACUGCAGAUAAUGACAAGAGCCACCUAACUUAUUUCUUCUCUUGGAAGAGGAAGUUGUUAUAAUCUUAGCUUUGUUAUUACUAGUUCAACUGCCUUAACUUACCUUGGCAAAUGUGUAUUUCUAUAGGGAACACAGGGAAGCAAGGGAAACAAAGGAGAUCAAGGAUACUCAGGAGAGAGGGUAUAUAUUAUUCUAAUAGUAGAACUAGUAAUAACCAAAAAGAGAAGGAAAAAAAUCACAAUCUCAGGAGCUCAAGGUUCUUUUUAAUAUCAUCUGUGCUUUCUUUCAUAGGGAGAUCCAGGAGACCCAGGUAACCCCGGUAUGGAUGGUGCCCCUGUAAGUAUUUUAUUUUUAAUACAGUUUAGUUGGAGUAGUUAUAAAAUGGAACAGUUCUCACACACAGCUGGCAGCCAUGCCAAGCCCACCAUGUAGACCAAGCUUUAAUAUCAACACUACAAAUAACAAUAUUAGUAUUGCAGCAGAAAACGAGCUAAUAAAUGGCUGACAAGAAAACUGAGACUGGACACAUCUACAAUAACAACCAAAACUAUGGCACUACUUUAAAUCGUAAAACAACCCAAAAAACACAUGAAACUUUUCUGCUUCUUUCUCAGCCGGCGGAAAACCAUUAUUCAUUUCUUCACAACAGCGAAUUUAAUGAUUACUUAUCAUUAGAUAAUGGAAAAGCCUUCAACCAAUAAUGCAGUUUGAGUCGUGUCACCCUUUGCUGUUUGCACUGUUUGCGUUGUCACCCAAAGGACUUGAUGCUAACGGUCUUUACUAGCUCUCUUUUUCCUUUCCUUGUUUGUGUUCAUAUCAGUUCUUGGGGUGUCUUUUUCUUGAAAAAAGGUUGCAGUGGACAAUAGUUAAUUGUAACUCUUGGCCCAAUGUUUUCACGUUUCAAGCCAUGUCUGUCCUUGCCAUCCAUAGCAAUUAAUAGACAACGGGAAACAGUUUCAGUGCCUAAAUAAUUAGUCUUUAAUAACAAAUGUGUACCAUUGUGGAAUUCAUUGAUGCAAAGACAGGUUUUAGCUUUUUAAAGUAAUUUGUUGUUGUUGUGGUUUCAGGGUGCAACUGGACAGCAAGGUGUGCAAGGAAAGCAGGGCAGACAGGGACCACAGGGACAGAGAGGACCAGAAGGAUCCCCUGGUGUACAGGGUGCUGCGGUACGUAAACAGGGAGCUUAAGCAAAAACAAUGACGACUACGAAAACGUCACUUAAAAAGUGAGUUCAUGCUACUUCAAACUUUAUCGCGAUGAUUCCAUCUUGUUCAAUUUGUCAAAUGUUGGCAAAUUUUUCUGGAGUUAAAUUUUAAGGGACUUUAUCAAAGUUGAGAAAAAGAAAAAGAAAGUUGUUGGCUUGUGUUUGUGUCUUCUACAAAACAUGAAAUUAGGUAGUUUCACGUUGUAGUUGUGCAACGACGGCAAAGAAAUGUUCAAAAAAAGCGUGAUGCCCGUUCAAAAAUGAUGUUUUGCCAAUCUAAGCCUAUUGCUUUUUGCCGUUCUUGUUACUGUCAUCGUCGUCGUUGCUUAAACUUCCUAACAACUGUUACAGUGCAUUUUUUGCUUCUGGAUGUGUACUUCCUUAUUACACGAAAUAUAAAAAUAUUAAAAUGCACCAAAAUUAUGUUGCUAAAUUUAAAUCGUCUCUAAAUUAAAUUAAAGUAAGUACAACAUGAAAUUGGCAUCCUGUCAGUUAUGAUGUAUAUCGGAUGUCUCUUACACUUUUCAGUCAUUUCAGCUUGACAAUUAACUGAAGUGGAUUCUUCACUGGUAUUAAAUUUUGCUUUCCCGUCUGGACUCUGCAGUUUCCAUGGUUAUAAGGAGCUGUGGAAUCCUAGUGAAAUGAAAAGCCUGACAAUAUAUGAGGAAAAUAAUCCGCACGACUGUUGCGCAGUUUCAGUUUUAAGUGACCUAUGUUCCAAAAUUUACAAAAGUUGCUCAAUUAAAGUGGCCCUAAAUAAGGAUUUUUCAAAAUCGCUUAACUAAAGUGUCACCAAAAUUUAAUGUAAUGAGGUAAAUCAAAUGUCAUAAAGGCUGCAAGCGCUGACCAUACAAUAUUACCCUGCCUGUCAUUCACUUCGGAGUGCUUUUAGCCAAGCAGGAAAAGUGCAUGAAGGCUGUGCUCUAAGGAAAAUUUGAAAGGAGCCCAAUGUUGUGAGCCAGUAAAGUGCAGGUUGCCCAGCAUAGGAUUUCUUGAAACUAAGGCGCUUUCCAUUUGUCAGAACUGACCGCCAGGCCAUGGCUGGAGCAGUCAUUUUGACAAUUAAAUAGGCUUCUCCCAAGAGUUUUUGCUGAAAAACCAUCUCCUUCCAGCAUAGUAUUUAGGAUUUGACUGAUCUGGUUGGAUAGCGUUGAUUAAGUGAAAUUCUUGUUAGUAUGUGUAAUCAAAUGGUGGCGAGUGAAAUUAGGGAAUAAUUUCACGCGCGUUUUGUCCAAAUCCUUUACAAGCGUGGCCGAGAAUUUGAACUCAGGAUGACCGGAAAAAAUCCAGUAAGUGGCUUGGGUGGGACUUGAACCGAGGACUGCUGCAUUGCGAGUCCAAUGCACUGACCACUCGGCCACUCUGCCUCCUUGUUAAUUUCACCCUUUCUAUUAGAUUUCUUGAAAGAAUGUUAGUUAUAUUUUGCUCUGAUUUAUCAGGGUCCAACCGGGCGAGCUGGACCCCCAGGAAUCUCAGGUCUUCCUGGAGCUAAGGGUGACCGUGGUGAGCUAGGAGUACAAGGUGACCAAGGAGCUGUUGGUGAACAAGGACCUACUGGUGAAGCGGGACCAAAGGGAAGAAAUGGACAAGAUGGUACCCCCGGAAGAACUGGAAGUGCUGGAGAGAAAGGAAGCUUGGUAUGAAAAUUAAUAAGCAUAUUUGUUAUUGCGACAGUGAAAUGCAAAAUGGGAAUUAAAUGAUCUAACUGCAAAAACAAAUAGAUGAUGAAAGGCUAACCAACUGUCUUACCCGCUUUUCAAACAGUUUGAUAAAAUUUCAACUGUGAUGAUCUCUUUUACAUUUAUUUCCUCAUUCUGUGAUUCAAAUACUGUAAAACCCCUCGACUAAGAGCCUGGAUUUUAAGAACCUGUUGGGUAUAAUUUGACAGUUAAGCCCCCUUCUGUUUUGCCUAAAAUUUAUGAAUUUUACACACUUACUGUAUUCUAGGUACAUGUAAUCUUAACCAUUUAACUAGAGGUAUUUGACCUGUAAUGAACAAAAAUUUCUUGCGAGUUUGAAACAUUUUGAACCAGUGAAGUACAUUUAUAACACUGACCAUUUUUUGGGCAAAAUGAUUACAGGAGGUCUUUUUCUAAAUUAUUAUUGGGGAGCAAGGGUACUAAUGUUCCCAGGUUCAAAUCCUGGUGCCGACACCACAUGUUGUUUGGGUUUGUUGUUGGUUCUCUCCUUUGCACUGAGAGUUUUUUUCUGGGUAACCCGGUUUUCCCCUCGGCUUAAAGGGAACCUCCACUCUUACUACAGAAUAAGUUUAAAUCGAAAUUAUGUCAAUAAACAAAUUUGUUCGAAAUUUGUCCUUAAGGAAGUGUUUAUAUCAGGAAAAGUGAAUUUUAAAAUCGCUUAUUUUCACUUUCAAAUUUCGCGGGCGCCGCCAUCUUGAAUAAUUGUGACAUGUUACGGUUGCUCUAUUGUUCUGACACAAAGAGCUUUUGUUUAACAGCAAUAGGGCAACCGUAACACUUCACAAUAAUUCAAGAUGGCGACGCCCGCAAAAUUUGAAAACAAAAAUAGGCGAAUCUAAAAGUUAUUUCUUUCGGAUACAAACGCUUUCAUUAAAAAUAUUUUAUAUUGACUUGACUGUAACAGUUAUUUCCUGUGAUUUAAAGUUAUCUUUUUGUUGAAGUGGAGGUUCCCUUUAAAACCAACAUUUCCAAAUUCCAAUUCGAUCAUGAAUCAGGGAGAUGAAGAACCACCAAGUGGAUGUCACCUCACCUCACCUAUCCUCUCAGAGCCUCAUGGCACGUAAGGCCUUCACAGGCCCCCCCCGCUUAUCUCACUUAGCCGUAACAGUGUUCACGUCCUCCCAUGAUCACCAUCCUGCUUCUGCCCUUACCUUUUCAACCAUUUGCCUUCAGCUGGUUUUUGGUGCAGCGUACAUACAUUCCAGUUUCCGAUCUUCUUCUAUCCUUCGACCUGUUCGGCAUGGGUGGCCCUAUCAGAAGUCAAAGACUCCAGCCUACAUAGCUCUAUGGGUCAUUGAGACACAAAUCACUCUACCACGGUAAGGUGGUGGUGUUUUUAAUUUGGGGUAGACUAAGUGGAUGCACUACCUCUAAAUCAUUACUUAUUUAUUUUAUGAAAUAAGGUAAUGCGUUUAUUUUUAUUAGAUGUGUUUUUUUAAUUUUGCCACCCUUUUCAGGGUCCAACUGGUUCAGCAGGCCCCCCUGGACAACCAGGAGCUCCUGGAAGUGCUGUAAGUAAAUUCUCCCUUCCAAUUCCUGUACGUUAUCCCUUUAUGUCCCAAUAGUGACCAACAGCAAUUUUCUCCUAACAAUGUCCAUACAUUGUCAAGAGAUAAGGUUGUGAGAAUAUAAAAAAAUGAUCACGAAAGAGAAAAUGCCUUGAUGUUUUUUUAAACUCUCUCAACUAAUUCUUAAAGGAAAUGUAUGGAGAUCAGUUUGGAGAAUUUGUAUGUGGAUAUUGGGGCUUGAAGGGUUAUUUAAUUUACAGUGCCCUCAUUAUGAGCAUUUAACUUCUCAUCAGUAGCAUUUACCUUCAGACUUUUUAAAAAAUUCUGCUUGGUAAAACCCUACCCCCUCCUUCUUUGAAUUCAUAGUGACCCCUGAUGAGGUGGGUAUGUAUAAUUUUGUUUGGACUGUAAGAAAUGUUUCUAGAACUCUUCACUUAUUUACUUGUUUCUAAGAUCAUUUGUUCCUUAACCCUUUGAGUUCCAAUAGCGACCAAUAUCAAUUUUCUCCCAACAAUAUCCAUACACUGUCAAGAGAUAUGUUAUGAGAAUAAAUAAAAUGAAAAAGAAAAUGCCUUGAUCUAUUAUCAAAUUCUCUCAACUAAUUCUUUAAGGAAAUGUAUGGAGAUCAGUUUGGAGAAUUUGUAUGUUGAUACUGGGGCUUAAAGGGUUAAUUUAUAUCAGAAAUCCUUAAUUUCGCAGUGGUUUUCAUACUAAUGUGUACUUUCAAGGAACGAGUAACAGAAGUGUUAUUGAUAACUACACAUCUGCGGGAGACUUGAAAAAUAAUAUGCUUGGGGAAAGCAAGGGAAUCAUUGGAACUCACUGGGCAAAGGCUACUACUAAUUUACUAGUAGUAAUCAUAGAUCAAUAAGUGCGUUCGAGUUUUCUUAGCUCCAGAUUAGCUUUUGUGUCGUCAAGCUUGAUUUCAAAAUCAUGGAAGAGAUCAUGAAUUAAAAGGUAAACAUUCUUUUCGUAAAAAAUGUUCUUCGCGUAUACGGCUUCAAAAUAUCUCACUCAUUAACUCUCUACUCUUAAAAUGUCUUACUCUCCCUCAAGCAUGGUCGAUAAAAAUGUAAAGUAGAUCGUAAAAAGUUCUUUGUUGUUAAAAAGAUAAACAUGUCACUACAAACUUCGAAAAAAUGGUAGCCUUGAAGGUUAAAAGUCUUGGCUUCUUGCGUGACACAACUUGAAGUGAAAUCAAUGAUCAUAGGAGCGACGGAAACAUAUUAGGUUUCUGCUAGAUUACUGAUGUCAGAGAACCGGACAGAAUCUUUUGCCAUUGUGCAAACUUUUCAUCUCAUGAUUAUUUUACGUUCAUGUAGGUCAGUUCAACAUGUUUUAAACUUAGCUUGCUUCAGCGAGCGAGAUACUUAUCAUGCAAAAUUACCCGCGUAGAGAUAUCAGACGUGAAUAAAGCAUUACAGUUGUAACAAACUGCACUGAUACGCUCAAGCUUACUUUUUCGUGCAUGAAAGAGGUUAAACUACAAAUAUGUAAAUAGACUCAAACGCACGGGUAAACUUCUCACGGCACAAAUGUUACCUGGUCUUUAUUUGUGUGUUUCUACGAAGUUCCAGCUCGAUUUGAACGGCAUUGACCGAAAAGUUUAGCAGAAUCAUCAGCUCAGUGAUAAAACCCGCUUAGAAAACAACUCCAAAGUUCAUUCUUUUGCCGAACUCAAAUAUUCCCGUGUAAUCAUCGAGUUGACCUUGAUGGAACCAGUGAUGCACGUGAUUGCCAUAUGACAAUUGCUUAUGACGUAAAAAAUAGUUGUGUGCGCAUGUCCACCAGGUGAGCCCGCAAUUUCUUUGGCCGGCUAUUGGGCUUAAAAUUCGUGCGCGCGCUUAAUAAUUAUUCAAAAUGGCGCAGAUUUUGAACAUCGCCCGUCCAAGUAACCAAAAAUCUCGAAUCUUCACGCCUGGCAUGCACAGGUAUCCCAUCGACCACAGGAUCCCCAAAGAUUACGAAGCGUUCUCCUAACGUCGAACGCAAUAAUAGAUUUGAACUGGAAGGAAACUAAAAAAUAACUACAAACCAAAUAAGGCUAGGGAGUGAAUUGACUACCCACAAAUACAGGAUUUACAAAAGGGAACAAGAUGUUUACCACUCCUACACAACAGGAAUUAGGUACAAGAAAUGUGUGGGAAUAAUUCAAUUUCAAUUUCAAUUGAAUUCAAUUCAUUGUUUAUUCGCACUGUUUCCAAAGAUUACAUAUUGCACAUUAUUUAGACAAAGAAGAAAAUAAACAUACAGUAAUAACAAGAAGAGAAACAUUGUUAGUUAGGGCACAGCAACCAGAGGAGCUAAGGCUUUUGAGCUGGUUGCCGUAAUGAUAAAAUGAUGUUGGUAGAUCUCGCUCCCAAGUUAUCUUGUCAUUCCGUUAUUGUCCAUUUAACAAAUAGAGUUUGUAGUGUGCUCUAAAAGAAUUGGAGGUAACAAUUUUAGGGAAUAAUACAACAAGGUAUGUAAGGAAAUAGAGAAAUUAAGGUAAACGACCCAAAAGUAAUAAUUAUUAGGACAAUAAAAAUAAUUGGAAAAAAAUAUGGAAUUUAGAAAAUGAAACGAACUUAAAAUGAAUUAAAGUGACCUUAGUCACACUUAAUUACAUUUAGCCAUGUCAAAAAAGGAUUUUUCAUUUAUUGCGAGUGAACUUUGCCUGGCAUAAAAUAAUAGUGUAUUUUAUAUAUUUUUUUCCUUUGAAGUUACAUGUACCAUACAUUGCACCAUUCCCUUUACAACAAUUAAUAAUAGUGAUUUACAGUGCCCUUUUUUUUUUGCUGCUCCGUACACACCAAAUAUGAUAAAAAAUUGCGUUUUUCUCUUCUGAAAGGGUGUCCCUGGUGCCCAAGGACAGUCUGGCCCUCCUGGAGACAGGGUAAGUGUAAUUAACUCAUUUCCUUUAAAUACCAUUCAGUAUCAAUGUGAAAUUCCUAAUUCUAAGUGGCGGGAGGCAACCAGUUGGCUAUUUACAAGCGUGUCUGAGGAUUUGAACUUGGUACAACCGAGAACAAAUCCAGCAAGUGUCCAGAGCAGCACUCGAACCCUAGACUGCCAGAUUGUGAGUCGGACACGCUGACCACUGGGCCACGCCACUUCUAACAGAUAGAAGUUUUCUGACAAAUUUGAUCUAGAAAAGGUUGUGGUUACUCUGUUUUUGCUGAUGUUUGAUUAUCAAUUCUGUAUUAGGGUCGAACUGGUCAGUCUGGAUUGCAGGGACAAAAGGGAGAAAAAGGAUCACAGGUACUAAUUUUUUUUUCUGUGAUUAUUUUUGGGAAUUAGUUAUUAAGUUAAGCUCAUUAUUUCUCAGUUAUCUGUUUAAUUCUCAAGGGUGUUUCUUCCCAGCAAUAUCAGUACACAAUCAAGAAAAAAAGGUUGUGAAAAAUUGAUAAAUAGAGGAUAUUACAUGGCCACUUGGAGAUACAAACUUUCUCUUCUCGUGUUGAAAAAUAUUUCACGAGUGAGUGCAAGAGAAAUUUCAUAUCUCCAAGCGGCCAUGUAAUGUUCUAUUUUUUAUACAAACACCAUUUAAAUACCAAACCAUUUCACUUUAAUGGUUUUUUGGUGUGAAAGGGGCGAUUAGUUAUGUAUCCAUAGCAAUGGUGAUCUUUUCGCAAGUGAAGGUAACAUCUAAUUCUUAUUUCAUGUGUGAAGAUAUCAUGUUUUCGCACGAAAGCUCACCUGGUAUUUCAUUGGUGUUUAUAUGAUAUAAAUAAAUAAUCACCUGAGGGAAAAUGCUUUGAUCUUCUACCAAAUUCUCUCAACUUUUUCUUUAAGGAAAUGUAUAGAGAUCAGUGUGGAGAAUUUGUAUGUGUAUAUUGGGGCUGAAAGGGUUAUUGCAAUUUGUUUCUUGAUGCCCAAAGCAACCUUUGUACAACUGAAAAGCCUGCAAUAUUUUUUGACUGAUUUCAAUACGAUAAUAAAAUUAUCUAUAAUAAAUUUGUUACUUGUAAGAAGUCAAAUGCCAAUUUGUGCACCUGUGUUGUUUCAUAUUUUCUGUCAUGGAUCGUCAUGUAACAGGAGUUGCUCUAAACAUAAUUUGAGUUUCCUCUUGUUUGAGAAUGAUGAAACUGGGUGCGACCUCCAUGGCAAUCAAAUGUCUAAGGCUUUUUGUUUUUUAUUCAAUUGCUGGGAUUCCAUUUCCCAGUAAGUGGAACCAUAGGCAAGGACAUAUGAAAUAAAAAAUGGGCUAAAUUCUCGUUAAAACCAAAGCACUGGAAAGCUCAAAAAAGUAAAUUUUAUCCGGGAGAUUUGCUUUCCAUUUUGCCAAUCCAAACAGUCAGUUAACCGGUGGAAUCAUUAAGAGGAAAAAGGAACAACAUUGUUGGAUUGAAACAAAGUUUCUGGAGGUGUACCACUUUGACCAGAAAAUUUCCAUGCAAACUGAAGCAUAUUCCAUUUAUUUCUUGACCGAAAAUUCUGAAAACUUUGACUUAUUGGAAAGCACCUUUGGUGACCUGUAUGGGCAGUGUUCUCCCUAUGAGGCGGUAACCGGUAAAAUUUACCGCUUGAAGCAACACUUCUUACCGCCUGCAACCAAGUGUUACUAAAAUUUAAAAAUAAAUUGUUUCAAAAAUAUGCAAGUUGUGAUCCAAGCCGAUCCCUGCAAGAAAAGGAAGUAAAUAUGGAAAAACAAAAAGUAUACACAGUUAUUCUCCCUAAUUACUUUAUUAGGUGCUGACUGGCUCCUUUCAAAGCACUGCAGGCCAACAAUUUUUUCGUGGGCUACUGUCCCAAUUCUAAGCUUUUUCGACCAGCAGGAAAUGUUCGCAACUUCCGCGACUUGUGUUACUAAAUUGACCCUAGCGGCAAAGGCAGCCUUCAUUCGUAAAAUUCUUUGUUUUGAGGUGGUUAAAAUACUUUUUGGUCAAUUGGUUGACAGGAUGCUCGAAAAUAAAAGCCUUCAUGAACGCGAAGCCCCUCCCCUGGCAGGAGAGUGCGCCUCUGGCACAUAUUUUCGGCCUUACCGGUCAAGAAUGGUCCCUUACCUGCUAAGCUAAAAUUUAGGGAGAACACUGAUGGGAGACUGGGAGAUUGGUGCUGUAUCCGUGAGAGUUGCGGAUAAUCCAGGGGAGUUGGUAGAUGAUAUGCCAUAUCAUGGUACAACAUUGUACUGAGUUAUUAAUAAUCCAUUUGCUUACAGGGAUCACCUGGACCACCAGGGCCUACUGGACCAACAGGGCGUAGUGGAAAAAGGGUAAUGGAACUGCAUCAUGAAUAUAUUCUAAAGCCAUGAACUUGAUAGGGGAACUGCCAUCCAAAAACUUCACAGGAGUGGCUGUGGUGCCUUUCAGAAAAUUCAGUAGGUGCACAGAAAAAGUCCCAACUGAUUUGUGAUAAAAGGGAAAUUUGACGUUACAUCAAAAGUCACUUUAGUUUUAGUUAGGACAUUUUUCCAUGCACCCCUGUUAUUGUUGUGCUAGAUCAUCUUUUUUCUGUUUCCUCAUGUGGCCCUAUAUUCUUUGAGUAUGAAGGGGUAACUAUAAAUUGCUUGAUUGCAGUAUGUAAAAUACCGUAAAAUUCUGAAAAUAAGCCCCUCCAAAUAUAAGCCCCCCAAACCGGUAACGCUAAAAACCCUCUGUCAAAUUGCCCUCAAAUACAAGGUAAAACAAAGCAAAAACGGUAAAUUUGCAUCCAACUAUAAGGCUAGCCCAAUCGAUUUCGAGACGCAAAUGUUCCUCCGUAGAUAAGCCCCUCUGAAUAUAAGCCCCUCCAAAAAUAAGCCCCUCAUAAAGGGCCUUUGAAAAAUAUAAGCCGCGGGGCUUAUUUUCGGAAUUUUAUGGUAUGAUUGUUUUGUAAUAAAAGAACAUUGAAUUAAAUUUGGCCUAACAUUGAGUGAGAACUAACUAUCUUUUGAGGGAGAAGGCGCUUGAGUAGCAUAUGUAAAGCAGCCCCCUCCCCUCAGGAAUAUAUGGGGAAAGGAAAUUUCUCCCGAUUUUUUUCUGGGUGGAGGAGGUGGCUGUACACAGGUUUGCCCUGGAUAACAUGAAAGUUUUGUAACAAUGUAACCAACAAUUUCAAGAUAAAAAAAGUAUUGCCUGGACAUUGUCUGUGCUGUCACUUUUUCACUUCACUUUGUUUGAGUAGGAUCAAGGAGGAGGAUCAACUGUCUUUACUAACACUAAAUGGCCCUGUUUUUCUUAGGGUUCUACUGGAGCAGAAGGUCCUCCUGGGCCUGCUGGUGCUGUUGGUCCACAGGUUAGUCCAUAAGCUUGACGUAUUGAAAUAUAUUUUUUACAAUAACUGAGAGAUUUUUUGCACUGAUUGGUGAACAGUGAUGGUCGAAGAGAGUACAGACCAUAGGAAUGACACGAUGAUGUUGCAAUUUGUUUUCCUUUUUCUCUCAGGCAUGGUUCUCUAAGAGAGCUCAAUUGAAAUGGAUGUCAAAAUACUGUCAAUGUUACAAUAAUGUUAUAAUUAAAAAAAUGUUCAUAAUUUUGCAGUGAAAGACGUUACUGUAGUUUAAAGGUUCCACUUGAGUUUAGAAUGUUUUGACUUCAUUUCUAUGCUAGAUACAUACAGUCGACUCAAACCCUCUAUAACUCGAACCUCCUGCUAUCUCGAAGCAAUUUUCAUUUCCCUUCAGAUCGUUUUCUACAUAAUUUUACCCUCGAUAACUCGAACUCCUGAUAACUCAAACUGUUUUCUAUUUCCCUUGAAGGUUCGAGUUAUCGGGAUUCGACUGUAUGACUGCAUUAUGACUGUAUUCGUGUGACAUGCAUGAUAUAAAGUGAUAUUGAGAGUAUAUUUCCAUACUAAUGUUCGUUAUGCUUAAUUUUUACUUGCAGUAUAAUUUACAAUCAUUUUUAUAAAUAAAAAUGUUGACAGGUUAACAGUACUUUAUGAAAGUACUGCGCAAUAGUGUUCAUUUCAGUAGUGCCUUGUGAAAUGUCUACUACUCAACUUAAUGUUCAUGACCAUCUGUUGUCAGCAGAUCAAAUGAAAUGCAUGCCUGGCUUGUUGAUUUUCAUUUCAUUGCUGCAGUCAAACCAACUGGUAUCCCUGACAUUCUGACAUUAGUUUCAUCUGUUUCUUUGUAUUUUUCACUGUAUAGUAAGACUAAUACUACUACAAGUCAGCCACAGCCAAGCCAGGUCAGGUCAGAGCUGCUCUGCUACUGCUCGUGCAAAUUUUGGCGAGGAGUUGCAAUCCACCAAGAUGCAUCUAUCGCAUUGUAUAGCCAAUAUAGCAUCUAUGCUAUAUGCAUAGAUGCUAUCUAUCUAUGCAUCGAUGCAUCUAUCGCAUUGUAUAGCAAAUUUCCUGACCUUGUAGUGGAGCUUCCUCUAUGAAUCAUCCAGGCCUCUUGGCGAAGUUUAUGAAUAAAUAAAUAAGUAAAUAAAUAAAAAAUGUAGUAAUAAUUAAUAAAUUAUGUUCUUGUUAGGGCCCUCCUGGUCCCCGUGGUUCACCUGGCUCAGAUGGAACACCAGGACGAAAGGUAGAAUUGACAGUUUUCAAUACUGAAUUAUUACUCAUCAUCAGAAUGCUGCAGAGUUUGUACUUAAGCUCAGUUUAUUUUGUCCAAAGCAGCGAGCACAAACAAGAUGCCUUUACCAUUGCAAUAUUAUUAUUAUGAUCGUCAUAAAAGAGGUGAAAUACUCUAGCAAUUUUUUAUAACUAUUGCCACAACAAUAAUUGGUCCUACAUGUUGCAAUUUUAUUGCAACAGUGUAUUUACAGCAUCAGGUGGUUUCUCUACCACGUUUUACUUUUUAAUUCCGUUUUAAAUCAUACAGUUUGUUUCACAGAGGUAACGAGAAAUUCCAUUGGAUAGACUAGUGGGAAGACUGAUUGGACUGAUUAGCAUGAACAGGGCAUUGUAUUGAAUGAUAACUGUUAUUACUAUACAGGGAGCAACAGGAGCCCCUGGAGAAAAUGGAUACAAUGGUGCAAAGGGAGACAAGGUAAAUAUUUUUGUUAUCAUAUAGUUGGUAAUCUGCUUGUCACACAAGGCUAUGCAUGCUUGUUUCCGGCAACAACAGGAGCCCGCAAUCCUUAUCUCCAGGUUGUUAUUAUGCAUGUGUCGCAUGUAUGUAGGCAGCAUUCGUUUGGACUUCCACCAGGAAUGAAUGGAAUGCACAUAAACGCAAUUUGAUCAUGCACGUUUGGACCUUCUAUCACUCGUAAUCUGAUCACGAGUGUUUUGACCAUCUGUCACGUGAAACUUAUGCAAAGCACAGUGUUGGAGCAAAAGCGUUUUGACCUUCGAUCAUUGUCACCUGCACUCCGUUACCUUUGGUUAUUACUAGUUUUAGUCAUUAUGAGUAAGAACUUGCAGUUAAUAAUACAAUACGAUAACGCAAAGAUUUAGUUGGAAUUUACAUAGUCAAUACUUUUGGCGUAAUACACCUGAAGCCAAUGAUAGUGAGGGUUUGACUAUUAUUUCAAUAUUAAGUUCCAAAAUGUAGCAGAAAGCAAGGUCUGCUACUUACAGAACAUUAAUUUCAACACAACACUAUAACUACUGGUAAUACAAAGACUGUAAGGUGAGCAGGAUUCUUAAGUACAUAAAUGCCUAAAAGUUGACUAUUAUUCAGAGUGUGAUUUAAAGAAAGUGAAUUCCCUAAUGAAAUACAGGACACCUUACUCACUAAAUGCCACAAAGUUUAAGCUGCCAGUAUUACUUUGAAGACUAGUGAACAGUUUUAUUCCACAUUGUAGCUUUUAAGUCAUAGUAAAAGGGAUAAUUAUUUUUUAUAGAUUAGUCAUGAAUCUUGUUUCUUUCAGGGAGCAGCUGGUGAUCGGGGCCAGCCAGGACGACAAGGAACCAAGGUACCAUAAACAAUAUCCUGUUUGUAAUUAUAAUUACUUGUGAAUGUGUUGCUUUGAUUGUUGUGUCAAUCAACAUUCAUUUGAUAGCUUUUUUUAUGUAGUGGAAAAAUAUGAAGAACAGCUAGUUCUGAAAGGAAUGACUUUGCUUUUCUUUGAAAUGCUUAGGAGUAUUUUUUACUGACAAUAAAAUUGUUCUAUAUGGGUCUUGUUGCUGAGCAGCCAACAGGUACUUAGAAAUAUAGAGGAAAGUAAAUAUGCUUGAGUGCCUUUUGGCUUCUGAUUUCAAAGCUCCCAAAAUUUUGAUGAAUUUUUGUGCCUUUUAAGCUUCAAAUGAUUUUAUGGGAUUUUCCACAUUAAAUGCUCACUUUUGACCACAAAUUUUGUGGUCAAAAGUGAGCUUGCAGUUGGUAGACAAGAAAAUAUUUGUGUAAAUAUUAGCGUAACAUUUGGCUUAGCCCUGGAGUAAACUUAACUAUAUUUGAGUAAUUAGGCCAGGACUGUUCCUGCCUCAGGAUCCCUUGAAAACAGACUUGCAGAAAUUCUUUAAUUAAAAUGUUGUUAGUGACCAUUGUUUUGUCUUUAAAAGUCACAAUGUUAUUUUGACACUUGCAAGUAUCGCAGCUUAUUCUCACUUAAUUUCGUGAAAAAUCGUCAGUCAUAUUUUCUGAGUAAUUUUAAUUUGGCGAUAGGGAAAGGUAGAAUUGGAGUGUAUUAAAUUUCGUGAUUUUACUAUUCUUUAAUAUGUGAAGGUAACUUUGACCUCUGAAAAGUAACAUCAGAAUUGAUAUUUUUAUCGUAAACAACGGCAAACAUACCCUGGCUCCAGAGGUCCAUUCUCAAAAUACCCAAGGUUUUCAACAGUGUAAAUAGGUACCCGAAAAAUCUGCACAGCAAAUAUUUGCACUCUGAUAAACUUGUUCUUAAUUUUCUGUAGACUUGCUGGAAUAACUAAUAAAGGAACAGCUUGAAUUUCGUUAUUUUAUGGAUAGUAUAUGUCUGGUAUUAAAUUUCAUGAUUUUAUUCUUUGCGAGUAGAAUUCGCGAGUAUUAAAUUUUUUGCAAUUUUUCCCAAAUUGAGAAAUCUAAUACUCGUGAAAUUCAGUGAGAAUCUUCAGAUUUGCAGGCUUUUUAUGGGAUGGAGUUGUUAACGUGAUACUUUCCUGUUUAGGGACCUACUGGCCAACCAGGCGUGGCAGGACGAGAUGGGAAAAAUGGUCCCCCGGUAUGUAAAGCAUCAAACAUUUCUCACAGAGAAGAGGAAGGUUUCAGGGCAGUACCAUGUGAAAAGAAAUGAAAUGGAUGAAAUAAUGAAAGAGUUUUCAAUUGAUUGAAUUGAAAACAUGAUAUGCCCUUUUGGCUGUAAAUUGAUUACUUUUUCAGUGGAAAAAACAUUGGGCGCAUUAUUAGGCAAAAUAUGCGUCAUGUACAUGUAUGAGGUAUAUUUUCCUGUACCUCGUUUAGUUUGUAGUUCAUUUAGCAGCCCAGGCAGAGGAAAAUAAUUGACCUGCAAGACACUGACUAAUUGCAACAUUGACUUUCAGGUUCAUUGAUAACUUUUUCUAUCAUUUAACCAGUAUACCUGGUUUGUUUUGUAAUAUAUUUGUGUAGAAUUAACUGUCACAGGUUUGAUAAAAAGUUAAAUCUUUGAUGAUUCAGUUUUAUUUGAAAAAAAAAUGCUAAAAAAGGCGAAAAAGUAAAACCUAGUACAUCAUCUGUCUUAGGGUGAUCCAGGAACUGAUGGGAAACCCGGAGCUGCUGGCCCUCAGGUGAGGUUCUUUUUUUAUAAUUAUUGUUUCUUCCUAGCUGUAGGUCAUGUGUUGUGAUGCACAACAUUCACAACACUGAACCAAACUGCUAUAGCAUGCAGAAAUUAGCUAGAUUUGAUUUCUGCCUGGUUGGCUUCUAUCGAAAGCCUCAGGUUUUAUACACCCAGAUAAUAUACAAAUGAAUAUUUGUAUAUAUUUGUAUAUAUUUGUAUAUUAUAUGUAUAUAUUUGUAUAUAUAUUUGUAUUUAUAUUUGUAUAUAUUUGUAUAUUUGUAUCUGGACCAUGCAAGAAUUUGCUGAUACUUCCCAAAAACUUACCUAAAGAUUCUACUGCCGAUUUGAGAGAGAGGAGACUAACGUACCAACUCCCGCAGAAGUCUUGAAAAAAACUGGGAUGGGUUAGGGUUAGAAAAAAACCUGGUUGUUUUGGCUUUUUCUUGAAAGAAGCCAGUCUUUAAAGGGUCUGUCAUGGCUGUCUAGUUCGUUGUUUCAAUAUUGCCAAUUAAGCAACUUUAGUCGUUAUGGAACUCAAUGUUAGUAAAGAAACUGCUGGCGAAUAACAGAACCACAGCUUCGUGUCAAAGAAACACGUCUUGCAAGCAUUAUAUCAAACGUUACAAAUAGCACAAAUGAACUUUGAAAGACUGUUAGCAGGAUGCAAAGAAAGUCAUUUUCACAGCUUUCCAUUCGGGCAAGCUGAAGCUAACAUUUACCAGCCCAAACAUCAUUUCAACUAGCCCCAAAAACGUUUUGAUGAGCAGAUUGAUUUCACAGUUCCUCUGUAAUUUGAAUUCCUCAAAAAAAUUCACUUACCCGUCGGACAAGUUAAUAACAGAAUUCUCUAGCCCGAUACCAAAAUCCACCAGCCCCGGGCUAUCGGACACUACUUUCUUUGCACGCUGUGUUAGACUAACAAGUUUUCAAAAGCCACUCUUAAAAUCCGUUUUAAGUAAUGAUCCAGGUAAGAAGGAAAGCAAUUUCUAUUGUUUUGGCGCAAUACGCUUUCCUCACAUAGAAAUGUUUUCAUUUUUACGCAGAGAGUGCAUAAAUCUACAAAAAGGCUGUUUACGAAAGAAAAUGUAUUUAAACUCCACUUUUAAAGGGUGUAUUUUUGUGUUAAAACAUUUCGACCAAUCACAAGAGUUGCAAACAAUGGCCAAGAAAUGUUUUCAAUUUUACAUGAUCCGCACAUACGAUUUCUGUGUUACUUAGACUCAGACGAGAUUUUGUUAUAAGGAAGUUGGAUAGAAAAAAAGGAUUGAUGUACAUGCUGCUUUGCGAAGAUUUCGUAAAAUUUGAUGUUUAAACCAAUCAGAACCUUAGUAGAGACAAUAGUAAAGUUAGCACCUUUUUGCAUUCCGACGUGUUCACUGCGUUUUGGUCCUUUCCUUCUUAUCUGGACCAUUACUUAAUCUUCUUCAAAGUUGCCUUCUUUUGUAUUUUAUGUGUUGUUUAUGCCUUCUUAUGUUUUGAGCGGUUAAUUGUUUUUGAUGAAUUUAGUGUCACAGCUCCUUUAAAAACAGUUGACUGAUGAUGUGGAUAAUGUGAAUAACAUUAGUUGUUAUCUGCACCUUUAGGGAGCACCUGGUCAACCAGGACCUAGUGGAUUGACAGGAGCAAAAGGAUCAAUGGUCAGUAGACAUAUUGCUCAAAUGUGGAACUAUUCACACGAUCUGUUGGGUUCCACAGUCAAUACAUUUUUCCAAAUGGUUUUAUCAAAGUACCUCAUUUAAAAAUUCUUCAUGCAAUGUAUCAUUAGUAGACUGUAUCUUGUAUGAGCCACAGUUGAUGAAUUGUACCUUACAGCGAUCAUUUACAAUCACUGGUCAAUAAAGAGUUACUAUGCAGAAAAACUUUGUCUUGUAUAAAAUUAAUGUUUUGGUUUUUAAGACCCAGGCAAAUCAAUAUACCUGCUCAAAAAGUACCUACGUGUAGAUUUUCUUCCCGAAGUUCAAGUUGUAUACUCUGAACAUUUGUCCUCAGCAUGUUAUCUUAUUCUUAAAGCAUAAACCAGGUUGCCAAUUUUAUGUCAAGUUUGCUUAUUAUUUGAAGUACCGGUCCAAUUUAUAAAACAUUCUGUUUCUUAGGGUGAACCUGGUUCUGAUGGAGACCCUGGGCCGCCAGGACAGCCGGGAGCAAAGGUGCAGAGAAUCUCACACUUCCGUCUUUAGAACUAGUAUUAGUAUUGGUAUUGGUAUUGGUAUUGGUAUUGGUAUUGGUAUUAGCAUUGGCAUUGGCAGUACUAUUAGUAUUAACUAUUAAUAUGGUGUUGGUGUUGGUAUUGGUAUUAGUAUUAGUAUUGUUGUUGUUAUUGGUACUGGUAUUAGUAUUAGUAUUGGUAUUGCAUUAUUAAUGGUACUGGUAUUGUAUUAGUAUUAAUAUUUUUAGUGUUAGUAUUAGUUUUAGUUUUGGUAUUGGUAUUGGUAUUGGCAUUUGUGUAAGUAUCGUUUACUAGGUAAGUAUUUGCAUGGGUUAUAUUGGUAAUACAAUAAUGGUAGACCAUUCAUUUCAGUGAACAUACAGUAUAAUGCAUUAAAAUAUUUAUUUAGGGUGAGACUGGAAUAACAGGAAGACGUGGACUUACUGGUACCCCAGGAAAACAGGUUUGUUUGUAAUUACACUGUUCCUGGAGUUUUAGCCAAGAGUGUACAUACAGUUGACAGUUUCUCAUUGGGUUUGUCGUGCUUGAUUGAAGCCAGUGCUUCAAUGAAUAAUGUUAAGUUACUGGAAAAGUGAUUUCAAAAACGAAGCCAUAGCAUGAAAUCUACACAGCAUUUGUUUCUACUAACAUGCAUGUAUAUGGUUUCUCAUAGUGCUGUUUUUAACAGACUUUUCUCCCUAAGAUAACCCCCUUAAAAAGGAUGUACUACCCAGAUUUUUUGCAAACUUAGCAGGUCCUGUUUCUAUUACCUUGUAUGCUAUAGAUCUGGGGUAUGGCGUGCUAAAAAUUUCCUUUUUACAAAGGAAAUAUGUCUGCAAGGCUCAAAAAGUGUCCUUUCCAGUCAUUUGUGACAAGGAGAUUUUCUUGUUGGGUAAAUAAUGUCUUGACCUCUCUUUGUCUGUUGGAAAAGGGUCCCUGUGUCUGACCAUGAGGUUAUUGUUUGGCUUAAAAUUUCUUUAAGUACUGUACAACUCUUCAGCUUCAAACUGAUUGUUUCUGGUUUUCUGUCUUGUUAUCGUGUCCGACCUCGGGUAGGUUUUCCUUGGACGUGUGCAAAUCUCAGUCCAAUGAUACUGGCAUUCAUUUGCAGCAUGAUAUGUGGUAAGAUAUUAAUUGACUGCUUUCAAAUUACAGGGUCGACAGGGUGAAAGGGGUGAACGAGGAGCCACUGGACCACAGGGUCCACAGGUAUGCGUAACAAUCAUUGAUCAUAGAAUAUUUUUAACAAAUAUUUUAAAAAUGAUAAACCGGUGAGCAGCACUUCUGAGAACUUCUUGAGUUAAAAAUGCAGGCCCAAAUACGUUAGAAAUAUGUCACACCUUUCCUAGACGUGCAAGCACGAGGUUUGCAGUUCCUAUACGCAAAUCCGUAGGUGUUUUGUGUUCAAUGUAAACUUCAGUUCAUUGUUGGGUAUAUAUACAGGUACUCUUAGUUGCAUUAUAAAUCUUCUUGAUGAAGUGUGCGCUAGUCACGCGAAACGCGUAAGAGACAAUAAGUAAUUGGACGGUACGCGCCGUCGUACGCGCGCACUUAAAUGGAUUUUUUUAACUGCUAACAAAAAACUCUCGGAAUUUUUUGUGUUUUAAUUAAAAAAAGCCUAAAAUGUCACAAAUUUUGUUAUAGUUAUGAUUAAUAACAGAACUUCGUGUCGUCCAAAUCGGUCUGUAAUCAAAGUCGUGAUUACACAGAUCGGACGAUUUUGUUAUAUGAUUACAGACCGAAUUGGACUCCACUUAGUAAGAGAGUGGGGGGCUUAUUAACUUUUUUCGCCUGAAAAGGGAGGACUUAUUAGAGAGGGGGAGUUUAUUUGACAGAGGGGCUUAAUAGAGUAUUUACGGUAUUUUUUGUUUGUAGGGGAAUACAAUUUUAAACCAUUAGUCAGACCUUCUCCCUGUCUUUGCUAAAUUAACUUUAUUUAAACAUAGGGACAACCAGGUAACCAAGGACCACCAGGCUUGCCAGGAAAAUCAGGAGAGACGGUAAGUGUUUAAAAAGAUGAAAAAUGGUAACUUUUCUCCUCCCCACUUAGGUUUGAACAGUGACUAAAGCUUUCUCAUAACGCAAGGCAGUGCAAAUUCUUUCCUCAACUUUAAGAGGUGCUAAGAACCACUUAUUGUGUAAUUUUCUUGCAUAUUAUAUAACCCAUUUCAUUCUUAUAGAUAUAAUUUAAGUUUAUCUGGACCUCUGUUGAUAUCAGCUCCAGUCUGACUGCAAAAGCCCCAAGUCCUAGAUAAUUAUUAGCAAAAUUUAAUAAUGAAAUAAAAUAUAUUAAACUUACCAGUCCUCAAAUGCGGCGCUUAUUCGGUAUUAAUUUGGAAGUUGGACACGAUAAAACAAUUGUUUUAACAACGCUUUUUUUUUCAGUAUUUCCCGUAUUAAACUAAUAAAAUGUGCGUCUUUUGUUCUCUAUCAUAUCAGAGCAGCCGCUUUUAUUCUGGGGUGGCGCUUAUUAAUUUUAUUGUCCCAAAUGCAGCACUUAAUCGGGGGCGGUGCUUAGUACAGCAAAUACGGUAUGGUAUCAAAUUAAUGCUUUCUCCAUCCUCUUAAGGGAGCACCUGGUGAGAGUGGAGCAGAUGGAACCCCUGGCUCUCGGGUAUGUACUGUAGUACUCAGUGAUUUUGUUACAAAUAUCAGUGAUUUUGUUAUAAACAUCAUCAUCCAGAGUCGCUGAGUCCCAGUUAAAAAAAAGAAACGAGUCCAAAAUUGAAGAAUGGUUGGGCCUUUAUGUAAACAGACAGUGAAUCUGAAAACAGACUCCGAAACUCAUUACUACAGUAUACAAGCAAGUCCAGUUUGUAGGACUUUCUUUGAGAGCUUACAACAAAGAGUUAUCAAUUCGCAAAUGAAGAAAGCCAAACUUAUUAGAGUAAGGCAGCAAGGGUGUAUUAGAGAACUUUGUACAACCUGCAGUAAGUUUUGUCUGCUUGGCAAGUCGCACACAGGGAUGGGUUCUGAUAUGGUAUUAAGCUGCAAUUUUCAAUGCAACGUUGCUUGGCAAUUUGUAAGGAUUAUGCUGCUUGCAAUGCAGCAUCUUAGAAAAAAUUAUAUGUAAAAUGUCUUUCAUGCAUUGAAAAUAAAAUUCUAGAGUAUAAAAUUUAGUAUUUGCAUUGAAAACUACAGUAUGUUCUGAUUAUAUUUCUUUUGUUGUAGGGAGAACGUGGUCCACAGGGAGAACGUGGGGCUCAAGGCGUUAUUGUAAGUUGGAAUUUUUUCCUGCAAGUUAUGUUUUUAAUUGCCUUCCUUCUCGAAAAAUUACAAGUGUUUUUUGAUGUGACCUAGAUAGAAACUGUAAGUCGAAGCUCAUAUCAUUUAUGCGCUUAAUGCAAUAACAUGCGCUACACAUUCCUGUAGGUGGUCUUAAUGGACACAAAAGUGUCCAGAGUCCAGAGAAAUUGAAUGACACUACACUGUGCUUGUCAGAAAACUGCUUUUGUGAGGUUUGACCCAUUCCAAGGGCUUGAUUUAAGGCCCCGUUAAGGUUAGCCUGCAAGCUAGCCUGUGAGCAAGCUCUCCUAUUUGUUCGAGAGAAGCGAGACGGGAGAGAACGCGCGAGCGAGGACUUUUCUCCAGAAGUCACGUAAGAGUUGCACACAAACACGCGAAAGGAGACGCAAGUGCAACCGCCGCUCACUCGCUCGCGUGUUCCCUCGCGGCUCGCUUUGCUCACCACAAUUGGAGAGCUUGCUCGCAGGCUAUGUACAUGUAAGGCUAAAAGAAAAAAAGUGCCUAACAAGUGCAACAUAACACAUUUACGAAAUGACAUCAAACGACACAAAGAUAGGUUAAGACUGUGCCGGUGAGGAAGGCAAGCACAGAUAUAUUAGUAGAAGACUGACAGGGACUCCUCCUCAUUAUGUGAAACAGCAAGUCUUUUUAUUCUGGCUAGAGACGUAUCAUCCCCUUCUCCUUCCACCAGAAAAGAGGUUCUCUUAAUUGGGUUACCUGUUUUGUUGUGAAUUACAGGGUGCGCCUGGAGAUCCUGGUGAAGCUGGUCUUCCUGGUGCUGAUGGCAAAGCUGUAAGUUGUUGCAGGCGAAAACAUUGUUAUUUCUUGUGGGAAUUAAUAGAAGUUUGUGUUGUCUCAUUCAUAAUGGACUUUCAACGUGUUCCUAUUAAUAAAUGCUGUUUGACUAAAACUUUGUUUCAGUGUUUCUACUUGGUAUAAGUCUUCUUGAAAUGCCAAUUGACACCUGUAUUCUUUCAUUUACUAGUGUGUACUGAUAAGUCGUAUUUCUCUAAGGACCCUCUCCUCUGUUGAUAACACUACUUACACUUGCAUUCUUUUUUAGGGUGAGAGAGGUCUUUCUGGCCCCCCUGGUCCCCCGGGAACUCCUGGUCUUGCAGUAAGUAUUCACUGCCUAAAUUUUUGUUUUCCAAAUAUCCAAGGAUAUAAAAUAGAACCUUGUAAAAGUCCCGCCAAAGAACGUUCAUUUCAAUGUCAUACUGUUUCGUCCACAAAUGCAGAAGUUAGAAUGACAAAUCAUCUCGCUAUAACUUGGUCUACAGGGCUGGUUUAACCAUCUCAUUUCCAGAAGUGGAUAAAGUCAAAACUCAACAAAAAUUUCAAGUUUCAAAUAGUGAAAUGCCGAAAAAUAUUAAAUAAAUAAAACAAAAAUAAACUGUAGCUACUUGCAGGUCUUCAAGCAUCAGUCAUUUAAUAACUUAUGAUAAUGGGAAUGACGAAAACGAAUAGCAUUGUUUAUAUCAAUUUUAACAUCUCAAUAAACUCGAUUGAUUGAGUGAUAUAUGACUACUGUGCACUGCUUUUUAGGGACUGCCAGGAAUGCAGGGAACACAAGGUCCUCCUGGCGCUAAAGGAUCCAAGGUAUGUAGAAGGCUAAAAGAAGGGAUAACAGAUUAACACAGUAUGCAAACGCUCUGUGCAGACUAAUUGCAUGUAUUUGUAUAUCACCACUUACCAUUUGCAAGAAGUGUAAAAUGAUGUUACAUCAUUGUGAUUGGCAGUUUUUAACACGUCAUGAACAUUCGAAGAAAACCAACAAGGGAGGAAAACAUUUGAUGUUAUUUUUCCAUUUCAUUAACCCUUUCGCCCCGAAAACGCACUUAACCGCCCGUGCAGAUCCAUGCCCCUUCUACUGCUUGUGACGUUAUCAGUUUUAACGGUCAAGCACAGCUUUGUCCGCUAACUUGUGCAGGGUGAAGAGAUCUUUCAAUCCAUACCAGAAUAGGCAUGAUUCAGUCAAAGAGGCCGGAGAAAAAGGCAAAAACCGUCUGACAUUAUCCUGAAAAUUUCCAUGAAAAUCGUUCCAAAAACUUUCCGAAAAACGUUUCCGAACAAAAUGAAGCCUGCGUAAUGCCCAGCAAAAGAAAAAAUGAGGCAAGAAAAGUGAAAGAAGAGGGGAGGAGAGAAAGCGAAAAGUAAAGGUCAAGUCUGCUGUCUCACUUGUAAACCCAAAUUUUGCUUUCUGCGCAUGCCCGAACUUUCCAAGCUAAUAUUAUGCAUCUAGAUCAGAGAAACCGCAAAGUGUACUACCCGCAAACGGUUUUAUGGUAAGUUUUUGCUUUUUAGCAAGGCAGUGACCAGAAAACCGCUCCACUAGCUUCAAAACGCGCUCUUCGGCAAAAUUUCCAGUUAUUCAACUAUCAUUGUCAUUGGUUGUCAGCAAUUAAACUGAGCAUUUUUUUCUUGAAAUAGCUGCAAGACUGGAAUAUGUGACUGUCUAAGCACUAAGAUGAAAUCCAUUUGUUUAAAGAGUUUCGAACUGAAACUUGUGAAGUUUAUUACAGAAACGAAUGAAGAACUUUUUUGUAGCUGUCACAAAAAGGCUUGGACAACACGGUUGUUUGAAUGACUAUCCUGUGGAAAUUGUUAUUGGUAGAACUUCUUUGCCCGAGUCAAGGUCACAUGAAUGAUAGAAAGUUUUCAAACUGAUAAACGAUGUUCCUUGAUGUUUUAGGGAGAUCAAGGAAUAGCUGGAAAUCGUGGAUCAUUUGGAAAGGAUGGAGAACCUGUAAGUUUUAUGCAACGACCGAUUUAAUCCCUGGUUAGCCUAACUUCCAUUUAGAUACUGUGCAUCAAACUAACCACAAACUGACGUACAUUCCUUCUUUCAAACAGGGACGAGAUGGAAUGCCUGGUCCUCCUGGCCCACCAGGUCCACCAGGAGAAAAGGUGAGAUUACUGCCUUGGUAACAUAGAGGCAAACAGUAAAAGUAAUUGUUUUUAAUUACCUUUCACUCCCAAGAGUGGCCUAAUACUUGUUCAAACUGCCCCGUAUUAAGUGUGGCACAGAACCUAUCCGAUAUGUGACCCUCUCGAGUAGCUUUGCUUCGUCGGUUACAGAAAUUGUAUCAAAAUCACCAUUCUUAUGUGUGAAAAAAAGCCGUAUCCAGUAUUGUUUUCGUGCUGAUACAAAAGCUAUCUGGUAUAAUGCAAACAUAAAGCCUUAGAGUAAAAGGGUUGACUAGUGGGUGUUAAGAAUAUAGACGGGGACGGAGUAAAGCAGUGAAAAGAGCAAGUCAUGCGAGGUGCCAUUUUAGUGUAAAGAGGGUUCAAAAAUGUAUUAAACAUAAUUGUGAACCUCUUGUAACAAUUGCACAUUUGGUUUCAAUAAUGAUACCGAUAGAAGAAGCCUUUCUGUCAUUUUGGGUAGUUUUUACUGGAAAUUACCAGUAUAAGAUUAACAGAGACAAUGAUUAGAAAAAGUAGAUCAAUUGAUAGUAUUAUGCAAAUGCAAAAGGAGAGUCAGAAGUGCAAGUACAGACUGCACUCUCUUUCACAUCUCCUUGUUCUCGCUCCAGGUAUGGGAAACCGGUAAAUUUUUGCUUGUAAAAUCAGGAAUCUGGAAUACAGUUCAAGAAAUGCGGAAUUCCAGUAAUGAUUGGAAUCCGUAAUCUAGGCUCCUCAAACAAAGACUGUCUUGGAUUUCCUUACAUGGGGUGACUGUUCCCUCGUGUCUAAGGUGCGGAACACAUCAGGUUUUUAAGAUAAAUCACUAAGUCUUCUUCCGUUUUCCUUACUGUAAGGGUGAAGAUGGUGUUCCAGGAACAGAUGGUAACCCAGGAAAUCAAGGCGACACAGUAAGUUGUCUUCUGGUACCCAUCCUCUUGUUUUUUUAAUCUUCGUGAUACAGAUAAACGGUUAAUAUUUUGAUAUUAUCUUAUUUCAGGGACCUCGUGGUUUGCCUGGAAAUCCAGGACCACCUGGAAGACCUGGUGCAUUGGUAUGUUGGUAUAGACCACUUCAAUAAUCUAGCUCUUGUUGUUUUUGAGGGAAUUGCUCAUGGGUGUGCAGGUGGCAAACAUUAAAAAAGAAAGCCACGAAAACAUCGCUUAAAAAGUGACUUUGCGUCCUUUGAAUCUCUAUCACGAUUAUUCCAACUUGUUUACUGUGUCAAAUAAAUGCGAACUCUUCUGUAGCCGAAUUCCUAACAGUCAUAUCCAAGGUUAGAAAAAGAAAGAAAAUUUGGUCCUGGCUUGUUUGCGUCCACUUUAAGACGAAAAAUUGUAGUCGUGCAGUGACGGUAAAGAAAUGUACAGAAAAGUGUGCUGCACGUGCAAAGUGUUUUUUUGCCUUCUCAGCCUAUUCCUUUUUUGACGUUUUCGUCGUCGCAGGAAAUUUUGGAUGACAGUUGAGAGAAGGGACGAGAAAAUCAUCUGGGGCUAGUUGUUCAAAAGGUGGAGAGUGCUGUCCACUUGAAAAAUCACCAUCCAGUCUGUGAUGCAAUUAUUUUCCCCAAUUAUUAACCCUUCACCUGGACCAAUGUUGUUUAACCGGGAACUUCUUUCCUUUUGAAAAUGUAGGGACCUGGAGGACCCGCUGGACCUCAAGGACCUCGAGGACCACGUGGUGAACCGGUACUGUAAACCAAUACAUUAUUUGUGAUACAUUUUUCUUUCCCCAGCAGCAUGACUUGACGCUGAAGGAGGGGGAAAUACAAGGAGCUUUCUGAGCUGUUCAAAACCCAGUUUCUCUUUUUUUGAGGGAGUCGCUGGGAGAAGUGACACGUUGAGGAUCAUACCACUUCUAUAUUUUCGCUGCUUGAGAUCAAUUUGCAUUUGGUGACAGAUUUAACUUAAGGACACAAAAUGGGACAGUGAUACCCAGUAUGACUGGUGUAAUAUUCUACCCUGGGUUCUGUUAUUCAUGACAUGGUAGUAAGGUAUGGGAAGCGCUUUGUCCACGGACAAGCCAAGGCCGGCAAAAGUAACAACGUAGACGAUCAAUCCCCAACUUACUCGAGGGAUGGGAGGGUAGGUCGCCAGCCACUUCGCUGUCGGGCCUCGACUAGAGUGCUGGGGUGAAGCACGUGUAACCUCUUUUAUAGUCUUAUUUGUAUCGUCCCCAGGGCCCAGUUGUUCGAAGGCCGAUUAGCGCUUAAGCCAGGGUUCUCUUUCUUGUGUUCAAAAGCAUUUUCUCGGAAAAUUUUUUCUGUUAUAUUUAGAGCUUUCAAUCAUCAACUUGUAGACAAAAAGAAUUAAAACUGAAAUUCUUUUUAGCUUUCAAAUCUGAAUUCAAAUCUGGCACUAACCCUGGGUUAUCUUAACCCGGGUUUGAACAACUCUGCCCAGGGUAUUAAUUACCAGUGCAAAUUGAGUUUGCAUAGUAACCUUCUUUUCGUUGUUCAGGGUGUGAAAGGACCUGCAGGCCCACCUGGACGACCGGGCCCCACAGGAACAGCCGUGAGUAAUAUUGCUACUUAUAUAGAGAUUUAGCCAAGGCCGAAAGUGAAGCUCUCGAGCGAUGCUUUAAGAAAUGUCUUUCUCAAGUAAUUCAACUUUUGCCGUAAGCAGAAUGCAAACUUAUUUCUACCUCAAAAAAUGGACCUGAGACCACGAUCAGGGGAAGAAACGCGUGAAAAGGCCCUAAGAAUGUGUGUGUGUGUGCGUGUGCGUGCAAGGAUAACGGAAGGAGGCUCUCAGCAUUCUAAAGGUUGAUUUCCCCUUCGCGUAAUUUUUCCGUGCAAACUCACCUAAAAUUUAGGCGCAUGAAUGAAAUGAAGGCAAUGUAUAGAAGGCCACGCGUAAACGUGAAAGUUGAACCUCGCUCAAGUUUUACGUUUACGCGUGACCAUCCACACCUUGUCUCUACUUUAUUUACGUACGCACGUAAAAAUCACGCGACAGUGGAAAUCAACCUUCAGGUACCAUUACUGCGGCCAAGGUGUUACCCUAAAGAAAUUUCUUGACGAAGCCAUCCGAAUACUUUAAUUCUUGGAGUAUUUGUCUAAUUUUAGUAAAGUGACCAAGUGACAAACUAUGAGUGCCUACAUUUCUUUUUAUUAGCCUUCCAAACCUGUGUUAUUAAACUAAAGUAGACUGAUAGAGGUUCUCAGAUGAAACAAGCCAUUUAAACAACAACAAGAACAUUUUCAACUAGCCCUAAGCUUAUGGGUUGCUGAUACAGUCGAGCGAUGAUGUGGCCAAAGAAAAGGUCCUGUUAAACCGUAGCUUUUGUGACAACCUUACUAACUCUAAAGUCCCUGUAUUACUAUUACCCUGAAGGAAACAAUUUCAUUACCUUCUACGGCAUGGCUCUUAUUACGAUGUACAUUAAUAUGUCUGUUCUCCACAUUUUUUGCUGUUGAUAGGGUCAAAUAGGGCAAACUGGAUACAAGGGAAUGCAAGGAGAUCAAGGCCGACAGGUAACAUCAAAAUUUAUUUUGUCAGGAAACUGUGACAAAAGGUGGAUUAAAACGCACCAAUCACUUUAAGAGCCUAGCCACUAGAGAGAUUUUGAGUCACUUUUACGGCGAAGGUGAAUGUGUACCACAUGACCAAAUUUUCCCUUAACUUGUGCUUUACUGUUGGCUUCUACCCCAAAAUUGGUAGCUUUAAUUUAGCUUUGUCUCGGGUAGGGAAUAAGCUUAGUCCGGUUAAGUAACCUUUGUUCUUUUCACAGAAGUCUUACUCAUGGCUGUAAAUUUACUCUCUUAUCUCUAGGGAUCACCCGGAAUGCAAGGAACAUCUGGAAAACCUGGAGCAGCUGGUCCACCUGUAAGAACUUUAUUUAUGCCGUCCUCUUUCUCGACGAUACGAUACGUUACGGAUCGUGAUACGUUACACGAUACGAUAGUUAACUGUGCAGGGCUAGACUAGCUCUAAUUGCUUGUGGGUACACAACUGAUUUUUAGUACUGUAUUUGAAUUUCAUAUCCCGUAAAUCCUCUAUUAAGCCCCCCGGUAGGCUUAUUUAUUUCAAACACAUUUAAGGAGGGGUGGGGAGGGGCUUAUUUGAGAGGGAGGGCUUGUUUAAUUUAGUAAAGGCGAUGGUAUCAAUUCUCCUUAAAAAAUAAGAAUACAAAGUGGAAAAGCUCAAGUGUAAGAAAUUGGAGGUCAUGCAGCUGAGGAUCAAAGACAAAUGCAAACUUCCAGUUGGUGAAUACACCAUCCCGGAUUAGUCCACACCAAGUCGUGAUUGAUCAGUACAGUCCAUCAUUAGUUAGUGAAGAAUAAUCAGGAAGUGGAGAGGGGAGGGGGGGUCCAUUAACUUUCUUCCCCUGAAAAGGCAUGUGGGGGGGGGGGCUUAUUUGAGAGGCGGGGCCUAAUCGAGGAUUUACGGUAGUGGAAUCGCCGAAUGAAGAAAUAAAUCAUCGCAGGGUUAAAUUCAAACAUCAGUGCGCAUUUUUUAUAGAGGGAAGAAUUUUAAACCAUAUUUAACUGUACAGCAUGCUCCGGUGUGUAAUGGGAAUCAGUGUUGUUUUAUGUUAAAAUAUUGCAUUGAAUUUUGGGAAUUUUAGUUGUGGCGAGUACAACUGAUUUCGUGAUUAUAUGAAAUCGCCAAAAUAUGUCGGAGAAAGUUACAUCUAACUGCAAUUUAUGCUUAGCGUUUUUUAUUUUUGUUGAAUUCUUGAUUCGGGGCAGUCGGUUUGACUUGGGUAAAGUUAUCAGCUGUAUUUUUCUGUCUUGUUACCAGGGACCUCCAGGACCAUCCGGACCCCCAGGAAGAGAUGGCGCAGAUGGACAAAAGGUGAAAAAUUAUUUGUUGUUGUUGUAAUUUUUGGUCUAAUUUUUCAUCUUAUUUCUUCUAGUACUGUUUAGUAUUAACCAAAUCAGUGGAUAGCAAUUUUUAGUGCGUUUCGAUUAGCUCCUAUAACAAAAUGGCGUCUCGUUUGGCGACAUUGUUGGAAGAUAAAAUUUUAGUAAUAAAUGAAACAAUUGUGACAACAAAUACCAAGAAAGCGAGGAACCUUGUCUUGUAGAUGUUAAGUGGUACUUGACAAGAUGCCCUUUGGGUAACAACUCACAUACGCCCAAGGUAGAUUUUAUAUUCGUCAUCAAGCACGGUGUAAAACUUGGCGUGCACAAUUUUAGUCACAUUUUCCGAUGACCACCUGUAAUUUGUAGCGCUGAAAAAAAAUAACAUUUUAGUUUCACAUUUAUCCAGCUGACUUGCUAAUACCAACUAUUCCCAAGUAUCGAAUUAAAUCUACUAAGGAACGCAUUUGAUUCAAGCUGUAUAUCCAACAAAUUAUUUCCUCCCAGUUACUUAAAGGGACAGGUUCAUGGCUCAGCGCAUGCUCAUUUAUCAAAAUGCUGUUUUUCUGCCGUGACAUGCUGUAUCGUCUAUGCAAGCAAUAUGAUCAUGUCAUAAUGUUGUCAAAGAACCAAUCUGUACUCUCCCCUGGUAGUCACUUGCACUUGAUCAACUUAAAUAUUUGCAAAUAGCUGUAAAUUAAUCAAAUAUGGAAUAAAACCAUAGGGUCAACAAUAAAUUCAACGUUGUUAGUGUUGGCAUAAUCCACUAUUUUUUUUCCGGCGAUAUUUAGUACUCCUUCAUCCUACCUCAGGUUACUCUGAAUUCAAUUCUACUUUGAAAUACACUCUGAGAUCGCUGAGAUCCAUGUGAGUGGGAUUAUUAACGGAUAAAAUUAAUAAUAACUUGGAAAGAAGUAAUUUAAUUAAUGAGCAUGCGCUCAACUUUAAUACUUAUUUCCGCCUAGGGUUCCUCUGGAGAACCAGGUCGACCAGGCAAGGACGGUCUUCCAGGACAACCCGUAAGUAUUUUUUAUAACGUAAAUAAAUAAAUGAAGCAUCCAAGUCCAAAAACUUGUGAACAAUUAAAGAAAAGGUGCACAAUGCUUCAGAAAACGAUUACGAUUUGAACUACAUGUACCACUUGCAUUUUUAUUUUUAGGAGUCACUGUAAUGAAAAACCAGCACUAACGGUAGAAACGUUGCGAUCAGCAACAUUAACAUAUGACCGUUUUUAUACUAGAGGGCGCAUGAUGCGUCUGGACGAACCUUGCUUCGAAAUACGUCUUGAACGACGCACUACGAAAGGUAGUUCGUCUGGACGUAUAAUGCGUCUUGUGCCCGUCUUUAUACUAGAGACGCAUUCGUCAUGACGGAUAAUGCGUCCUUAGUAGUAAAAACGGGCCAAUGAGACUUGUAAACAAUAGACCUACCCAAUCAAUUCCCACGUGCACCCACCAACACUUAGGCCCGGUUCAAACGGCGAACUUUACAUGUGCCGAACCUAAUACCUAUUUAGGUCCACCCAAACUAGUAAGUUCGACCGUUGAUUCAGACGGUCGAACUUUACAUGUGCCGAACCUAACUCGUGGCGAAAAGAAAUAUCAUCCUUACUGCUUAAAAUAGCGAAAUUUACUGAAAAAAGUAAAAGUCACCAAGCCUGUAUAAUCUUGUUUUGAUUUUAGUGUGAUUUGUGUUCUGUUAUGGCAAGGAGACAGCUGAGGAGAUCGUAAAGUAACGCCAUAAAUUUUAAAAUACAUACGCGAUUUCUUUGUGGAUAUAAAGAAAAGCAACUUCUUAAAAGACCGUUUUAAGUUGUCCAGUUUCAGUCUAAAAAUCUACAACGUGACUGCUGGUAACCGUUUACGCUUCUGUGAGUUCUGUCCGCAAAGGCGCGAAAACCCAUUAAAUAGCCAAUCAGAAGCGCGGUUAUAUUGAAAAGUACGUUACAUAAUUUAUGCAUUAGGUUCGGCACAUGUAAAGUUCGACGUAUGAAUCGAAGUCGAUAUUUUGCCGUUCUAUCCGACAAGCUCAGUCGAAUAGAACGGCAGAGUCGAUCCAAAUUCAAGAGUGCCGUUCUUAAUUGAUUCAUACGUCGAACUUUACAAGUUCCGAACCUAAUAAUCAGGUUCGGCACAUGUAAAGUUCGACGUUUGAACUGGGCCUUAAUUGCAACACUUUUAACCCUUUAAGCCCUAUAAAUGAUCAGUAUCAAAUUUCUCCUUGUAAUAUCAAUGCUUUGAAGCAAAGAUUGGUGACAAGAAUUAAGGGCAUGAUCACACAACAUACUAUUAUAACGAGUUGAUACUUCAACAACGUCUCCCCGCUACGUUUUUCAGUAGAAAACGUAAAAGGGCACUAAAUGGGAAUUGAAAUUUUGAUAGUAGAGGGUAAAGGCUUAAUGAAUAAUUUAAUUAACAGAGUUAAUCUACAAUAGUUAUGCUGUAUAAUCCCUUUUGAAUUUAGGGCAAAAAUGGUGCAGACGGAGAACCUGGACCGCCUGGUCCUGAUGGUAGUCCGGUAAGUCUUUUCAAGGUUGUGGGAAAAUUAUGUAACAGUGGACACUUUGGAGAUCGGCAUUACAGUUUUGGGGUGGCAGUGAUUUUGUUACAAAUGGUUAUGGUGAGUCCUGGGACUCAUAUUGUGAAAAAUCAUGAGUCUCUGUCCAUAACCAAUGAGUCCCAGUACAAAAAAACAAGGAUUUCUAAAUUGAAAAUGCUUGGGCCUUUAUGUAAACCAACGCCAAAACUCUUUCGUACAGUUUACUGAAAUUACAAUAUAGUCCUUCUACAUAUUUAGAGCGCAAAAAAGACUAAAAUAAUAUGCAAAUUUAAACAACAGCCACAGAAAUCACGCGAACAGGAUAUUCUACCAAAAAAUCUUCAAAUCGAUCGAUGGUUCUUUGUGUCCUACGGGACGCAUGCCAUGAAUUAUUUUGCGUGUUUGAGGAUUUUUGUGCGUCGGGGACACAGAACGCAGAUGUAACAAAAUCACUGGGGUUGACCACUACGACGCAACAUGGACAGCGUUUCUAUGAAAAAGAUAAAUUUUUUAAAAAUCCCAGCUUAGGCUGCUUAAGUGAGCAUUAAGCUACACCCGCAUCGUUUUGUUUUUCGUAUGAUGAAAGUAUGGAAGCCUCUCCUGGUUUUCAAAAAUGGAAAUUUAAGUGACCUUCUUAUAACGAUAUGCAUUGCCAGCAUGGAGCAAAACUACAGUGCAGUUAGAAAAGGUGCAUGGACUCGAAAAAAGAUAACAUUACGCCGGCGCGCGUCAUAGGAUUGUGGGAAGAGGAUCUGGGGGAAUUUAACGAGAAUGCAACAUGCAUAGAACCAUAUAAGAAAUCUUUGUAUAGUUCUUGAGGUUUGUGAGGUAAUUCGUUUUCUUUGCCAUGCCAGGGUGAUAUUGGAUCUGCUGGACCACAAGGAUCAAAGGGUGACCGAGGAGGGACGGUGAGUGUGCAGAAACUCCCUUGUCAAUAGGCCAUUUUUCGGAACGAGGCUGAGUGCAAAGUUGUUAAUAUGCGUAGAGCAAGGGCGUAGAGUUUGUUAUCUUCAGUUACACAAAAAACGUUUUUGUGCUUGACCUAAUUUUGAAAGACAUGUUUUUUUGAAUUGGCGAAUGGGCCAUCUUGUUUUCGUAGUAGUCAGUUUUGAUCGUAGUAAUCAGUUCCUUGAACUUUAUUUUAAAACAUAUUCGAAAACGUAGUGUGGAAUGUGCUAGAAGAAGUUUUUGACCGCGAGUGAAAGUGUUGUUUGUGUUACUGUUGUCAAUAUUCAUGUGCCGUUUUCACCCGGCUGAACCUCUCCCUUAUUGUUGUACAUGACCAAGAAGACUAGAUAUCAGAGAGCUUUAAAUUCCCAGACGAGUACGACUACGAGUACGAGAUUUUCUCAGUACUAAAGCCUGGUUCACACUUGCGACAUAACGACAUUACUAACGACAUAAGAAGGUCGUUAUGUCGCAAGUGUGAACAUGUAGACAUAUCGACAUAACAGCAACGUAACGACGUCGACAUGAGGAAAAACUGAUAAUUUCCUUAUGCCGUUAUGUUUGUGUUGUUAUGUCGUAGACUUGCCUACAAGUCGAGCUCAAAGUUUUUCUCGAGCGUGAAGCGCGAGCGUAGAUCUUUUAUGUUUUCUGCGACCAAAGCGAGCGAGAGAGCGAGAUCUCGACUUGUUUCCCCCGCAAAAAAUCGCAUCAAGUGACGUCAUUUUGGCGCGAAGUAUUUGGCGCUCACGAGAGUGGCCGGUUCUCGUUUGCGGCCACUUGAGGUGCAAGGGUUAGAUGGCCGCUUACGACAGCUUGCCCAGUGAUAAGUAAACAUUGGGAAUGUAAGAGAGUUUCUACUGUAUGUAUUUAUUCAAAUACUUCUUAGACAGUUUAAAAAAUAUUAUGUUUCUUUUUAUUUUGUAGGGACCAACAGGGCAAACAGGACAACCAGGUGCAAAAGGCGCAGCUGGGUCUAAGGUAACUUUGGAGUAUUGAUAGAGCCUGUACUCAACUGCUUCAGUACAGUGUUAGGCCGGUGUCCGCCAAACACCGCACUUCACGAGAGCCUAACUCAAUUAAUUGCUCCCAAGAGAAACUCAAACAAUGCUUAUGCAACAUUUUGGGGUGACAAACAAAGAGCGUUAUGGUAUGUUAUGGUAUUUUCUGGACUUGUCAGUUAAGGUUGGCUCAUGUAAAGUAUGACGUUUGUCCCCAGCCUUAAUGGACAUACUAUGAGCAACACUUCUUUCAUUUCUUAGUCAUUAGUAAAAUAGAGGUUUCAAUCGACAGUCUAGGAAAAAGAGAGGCUGUUUCUAGCCUUCAGACCCCAUGUAAUAAAUUCAUAAAAAAGAAUUGUGGUUUUUUUUUCUUUUUGUGUUUAUUUUUGUAAUAUGCGCAGCCCUACAAUCCCAUAGCAGGGCAGGAAAAAAAUUAAAAGUCACCUGCCCAGUGGGCAAGUAAAUUUCUGUUUUCACUUGCCCCCACUUUAAUAUUACUUGCCCGAGAGGAACACAAUACCUUAUCAUCUAUAGUUCUAUGGUGCUGUCUAUAAUAGGUUAGAGAUUAUAACAAAGUGUAUUGGAUCACUAGUACUCAUGCCGGAUACCGAGUAACCACUGGAUUUGACCAAUAUGAUGAUCAGAGGAGUAACACGAGCAAGCGAACGUGCACUCUGAUUUUGAAUUCAUUCAUGCGUUAAACUACAAUACUCGUCACAAAUCUUGAAACACUUGUGUGAUUUUCCCCUUCCCCAAUGUUGAUUUGGGUAUUACAGUCGUCUCAGUUCUCCAAAGUAUGAGUGGCCCAACAUUGGGGAAGGAAAGGAGCAGAUUUGAGUGAGAACAAAGGUGGGAAAAGUGAAUGUAAGAAAUUUGGAGAAAAUUCAAGAAAAACAGCUUCUAUGUCAACGAUUUGUGACGAAUAUUGUAGCUGUGUCACUCGUCUUGCAGUCUUCAGUUUUGAAAUGCCCUACAUAGCACUUGAAAAUCGAAAUAUUUCCUUGAUAGCACUGGAGAGGUUUGUUUGUUUGUUUGUUUUUUUCUUUCACUGUUAUCAUUUUUUGCGCUCUUUCAGGGAGAAGUAGGUCCCCCAGGACUGAAUGGUCGAAAUGGUGAACCCGGAAUCCCUGUAAGUUUUCCCUUAAUUAUCUUUGAUAUAGCCGAGGGCAUUGUUUAGGUUAACUGCAGGCGUCAUUCCUGGUAGAAAAGUAAAGCUCAGAAUAAUAAACUGCGAAGAGAGUUAUCGGAAUUAUUUUUGGAAAAAAACCCGAUCCCUUGAUUUCUGUGACCCUGAACAAAAGGCUUUUGAUCGUUUCUCUUCUGUUUCUCACGAUAAUGUUAUCCAAACGAUGAUAAACGAGGUUGGCCGUGGUGCUAAUGGAAGAUGGGAAGUGACUUGGUGGCGUAAUUAGAAACGCAGCAAUCAUUCUAACCAAUUUAAGAUCAAAACAUGUAAAGGACAACCUCGUAAACUACAUCCUGUUUCUUCCUAAACCCUAGUAGCUGACCUACAACUACCAUUGACUCACUUUCUUUCAUACUUUUGGCACUAAUGAAGUAAAAUUUCAUUCAAGAGAUAAAGUAAAAAAGCCACGAGUAAGAACCUGGUUUUUAAGAACCUUUUAGGCUAAAAUUUGCCAAUUAGGCCCCAUCUAAACAAUAACCUGCUUAGCGCACAAUUUUAAACAGGUUGUUACUUUCUAUAGUCUAUAAAAAAGAUUCUCUACCCUUGGGCAAAUAAGAUAAGUCAACAUUCAGGAUCCUUUUUGCAGAUAUAAAUGCCUUAUCACUCCAACUGCAAUGCAAUGGUAUGCAAAUUUAUAUAUUAAAAAUAAGGUGAAUACCACUGCACUCUUAGCUACUGAUGUAUUUUUUUUCUUCAGAAAAAUAGGAACCUAAAUUUGUUCUUAUUACCUUUUAUUUAAGAACCUGUUUAGGCUAACUUGGAAAAAUACAGUUUCUUACUCAAGGUUUUAUCUUUUUCAUGAUAUUUUUAACUAAAUAAUAAUAAUAAUGAUUCCUUUGUUUCCUAAGUCCUUAACGUUCAAUGAAGUAGAGAUUUUGUUAGCACAUAAUAAAUAUUUUAUCUGUUGAUGCUGGCAACUAGGGAUCUCGUGGACCUCAAGGAGACCCAGGUUCACCUGGAGCUCAAGGAGAAGAUGUAAGUCAUUGUCAAGCACGAGUUACUUGUUGUGGACACACUGUUUACGACCCCUACUGGAGAUGGGAUCGCCCUUUUUGCCUGAAUAUUUCGAUCCCGCGAAGGUCCUAGCUGUUUGCAGGGCGAAACCACUACCCAGGGUUCUAUCUAGGGUAUUUGAGGGGCAGAAGCUUCCCCCUCCCAAAAAAAAUAUUGUUAUCAUUACAGCAUAUAAGUAACUAUAUCGGAAAAAUCAUCCAGACGUGACGAGGUCAGUGCACACGCUGUAACAUUUCUCAAAAUUGUGUCUCAAAAUGCACCAGAUUGCAUCUCAGCGAAUAUUUAUUUCAAACAAUUUCCGGGGGGAAUUCCCCGGACCCCCAAGGAAGCUCGUCGCCUUCGGCCACUGGGGACUUCUCCCCCGAAAGAUAAAUCCUAGGUAGAACCCUGCUACCCUGUUUCUCAGUUACAAUUAGCCGUACUAAGACCCUGAAUAUUGAUCCACCCAAGUAACCCUGCUGUGGUUCUAUUUGUUCGUGACACCGGUUGGAGUUUUGCUCUAGUAUGACUUUAAGAGAAACGCCCCGCUCAAUUUUUAGACAAGCUAAAGUAAAAGCUUCAUUCUGUGUUUUAUAAUCCCAUGAUUGCCCUCGUUUACAAGCCCUUUUAAACAACAUCAUAUGACCCCUGCUUAGCUGUAAUGACAACCAUUUUAACCUUACAAAGUCAUGUAUCCCAAACACCUUUAUGCGAAACUCGCAAAGUCUAUUCUUUCAGAAUCAGACUCUGCAAUAGCAGUUGUAAGUGUUAUCAGUUUAGAUAAAUGGAAGCGAAAAGGGUCAUUCCGUCAGUUUUACAACCACAGCAUAACUGACUCCAUACUCAACGUUAAUAACACUGCAGCCAUUUUAACCUUAUAUAGUCAUGCAUCCUAUAAACGUUUAUGCGAUUCUUGCAAUGCUUUACAGGGUAACAAUGGAACAACUGGAAAACCUGGUAUCCCUGGGCGCGCCGGUCUUAAGGUCAGUACAAUCUUAUUACCUCAAGGGUAAUUGAGCUGUAAACAUGUAGUCUAACAAUGGUGUGUUCUGUUUCUUGUCAGGGAGAACGUGGUUCGCCUGGAGAGUCUGGUCCCGCAGGAAAACAGGGUGAACCAGGUCUUCAGGGACCGAAAGGAGAAGCUGGACCCCCUGGUAUCCAAGGAGAAAAGGUAACUUCAGGUCCCAGUUUUUCAAAAGAAGGAUAACGCUAUCCACUGGUUAACGCAACAGGUUUUCGUAACACUUAUCCACUGGAUGGUUUUUAAUCCUGUGGAUAGCACUAUCCACCUUUUGAACAAUUGAGGCUAGAGUGAUGAAAUAGUUUGGUUGCGUCAUGCCUGAGAGUUUUCCCCUGGUUCAAUCAUCACUUUGAAAUCGAUAAAUCCGCAAUAACUGUCUUACAAAUUGUACUUUAAAGUCGAGGACAUUACGUAUUACCUCAAGAGAAAACUGAGACUGUAGUCAUUAUGUAUGCUGCAAGGGUGGGGUAAAGGAUAGAAAUGAUGAUUAUUUCUGCAUAUCCAUAGAAAAGAAUAGAAAACUUUAUUCAUGUGUCGGAGCCGUAUAGCCUGGGAGCAACCCCAUCUUAAUUUGAGGACACAAUUCAUAAUUAAAUAAUUGGAAUUACCUAUACAAUAUAGAAGUAAAAGUAUUUAAACACCGCAUAAUAUAUUUUACUCUAAUGAUAAUCGGGAGAGAAUUGUAUAAUUAAAUGGAUAUGAUAUGCAGAGAGAACAGCUCUUACAUCCCUCAGCUAUCAUUAAGCUUAUACCAUUUUUACGAAUUCUGCGUUUAAAGAUGUUCAGAGUUUUCGCUGAUGCAACUCCAUGCAACUCACAAGCCGUUUCUGACACCCCCACUCCUCCAGAACAGAAGAAAACAAAGAAAAAACAGUGUGGUCGCAACGUGUUUGAAAGUUCUUGCCAGUCAUUCAGUGGCUGUCACCUGCAUUUCAAGCAAACAGUCAAAGCUAGCUGGUCCUGACUACUUUCUAAUUCUUGGUUUGCAGCCAUGUGACAAGGCGGCCAUGUUGUUGGUGAAUUGAAUACAAUUUUUUCUCGAAGAAUUAACGUGAAAGUUGAAAUGCUUUUCUUCUUGGCCACCGACCUUGCCGCCGUGACGUCACGUGAAAACCAGCAAUACUACAGUAGUUGAUGGUUAUUUGUGACAGAUAAUCUUCGACAUUCCAUCGUGAACGCCCUAACUGCUCUGACUUGGAAUAUUUUAUCCAGCUUGCGAAGUAAAAAAAAUUAAUCUAGGUGUUCAUUUUUCUAACUUAAGUAUUAACUCGAGUCAUUAUAGGCCAGUAAAUCCUUGGAAGAGUUUAAUGAGGAAAAUUCACUGUUAAUCCUUUCACUCAUUAAAUCUGAUUUUUGUGUUAUAUCUUCAUUUAUUAUUAAUCAAUAUUAUCUUUUUCUAGGGAAGCCGUGGAUUGGAUGGCAGUCCGGGAAAGCCUGGUGAACGAGGUCCUAAGGUUGGUAUUUUUGCUUUCAGAGAUGGAAAAUAAUGUUGCUUCACAAACGCCUCUUAGAGUUUCGUUCACACUCGGUACCUGAGUACGCUACUCCUUGGGCACUAAUGUGAACACGCCCAUUUUUCAACUACCCACGCCAGAAUUUAGGUACGGUAUCAGCGCCUGAACGCUCUGCUGAGACCCUGUGCGCGGGCGCACUUUUUCUCUCAUUUCAAAGGCAAUCCUCUGUUUUGUAUACCCAUAACUCCCUGCUACGCUGUGUUAAGUAUUAAUAGUGAACUUAAGCAGAGACGUUUUUGAGCGACGCACGUCAACCGGAAGUGGUCUUUUUUCAUUUUUGGACAGUGGUUUUGCCCAUCUUUUAGGACAACUCGUCUCUAUAAUAGUUAAGACACUUAGAAAUACAAAUUUGGGAGCGUCAAGGUGCUUUAAAAUGAAAAAGACCUCACUUCCGGUUGACGUGCGUCGCUCAAAAACGCCUUUGCUUAAGCUCCCUAAUGUUAGCUUAGGGGAGGGGUAGGUAGUCUGCUACACAGCCGUUGUUAGUGUCGUCACGCAACGCUCCUCCCCACUAGUGGGCAGGAACGUUGCGUGACGACACUAAAAACGGCUGUGUAGCAGACUAAGGGGUAGGUGGAUAGUUUCCUAGAAUGAUUGACCCACAUUUUUUUUGUCCGAUUCGUAUCAGGUGAAGGACACUUAGCCCCUCAUUUUUUCCUUGUCCAAGUACAGAAACGCGUAUCGUUUAACAAAAAAUUGAGACUGCAAAUCGUUUUAAGGAAAAGAAAUUCAGCAUCCAUUGCUUUAAAAAUUUUUUGAAACUUAGUUGGAUCAAUUUAGGUGUCUGGGAAACUGGCUACCUACCCCUCCCCUAAGCCAACAUUUUGCCUCAAGCGAGAAGUAAGUGAUAAUGUUGGCUUAGGGGAGGGGUAGGUGGGCAGUUUCCCAGAACCCUUAAUUGUUGCUGUCAUCGUUCUGAAGAUUUUAGCAUGAAUUCUAAUAUUUAGUCGCUUGUACCACAUGCUCAUCGCCUGUAUCUUAAAGCAUCCGUGAAUAACUUAUUUUAAAAGAUAAUUUUGGAUGAGGAAUUAAUACAGUUAAACCUCUUCUAAGCUCCCAGCUUCUUUAAAGCAGCCACUUCUCCCUCUUCCGAGGGUGGCUGCUUAAUAAAGGAUUAGAUUCUCUCUCUUGAAACGCUCCUUUAGGGAACAUGGAUGUUCUACGCCAAAGAAAAUUGUACUUUGCUUCUGUUCUUAUCCAAAUAUUUAUACAUAAUUCUAUUUAUUGAUGAUGAUGUUAGGGUAACCAAGGACCAAAAGGCCUGAAAGGAGAGAUAGGCCCUGCUGGAGAAAAGGGAGACAAGGGCUGGACUGGUGGACCUGGAGAUACCGGACCUGAAGGACCACCGGUAUGGAGAUUUCCGUUUCUUAGUUUUGUAGAAGGAUCGGACUUUUCAUCGGACAAAAUACUGAGAAGAUGUUAAUCAAGGCGUGGCUAGUUAGUUUGGUUUUCUGAUUUUUUAUUUGGGUCUUUCCCAUGGAAAGACCCAAUAAAGCGCCCAACUUACGUUACCACUGGUAAACGUCUUGUAAAAUGGAUGAAAGAUUGCUUUUUAUAUCUAUUUCCUUGAGUUCGCGCUCGUGCGCUUAUCGUGUGGCACAAAAUUUUUGCGGGAGUUUAUUUUUGCGGAUUGGCGAUUUUUUGUUUUGCGGGAUUUUUUGUUUUGCGAUUAGAACAGAUUGGUUUUUCUUACUUGGAAUUAAUUUUUGCUAUUUUCAGAAAUUUCCCAGUACACACCAUUGAUAAUAUUUUCGUUUUUAUUGAGUACGUGCAAUAGAAGUACAUAUUUUCAAACAAUGCUACGGUGUGCCUACCCUAUGUAAAACCAGUAUUUCAUUGUAUACCGUUUUGUUUCUGAACGAAAGAGACAAAGUUGUAAUUGAACAGACACGAUUUCUUAGUACUUUAUUUUUGUGUAGCGAAUUUAAGUUAGAGAAUAUUUAGUCUGGAGUAAAUUUUUGCCGGAAAAUAAAAAGUGUUUGCGGUAAUUUGUAUUUGUGGGAACUUAUUUUUGCGGAUCGCCGGAAAAAUCGCAAAAAUUGGAACCCGCAAAAAUUUCGUGCCACACGGUAUUUAAAAUUAGGGCGAAAUGGUAGGGCAGGGUCGUGAAAAAGAGUGUGGUUCACCAAGGCGGCACUGAUCAAUAAUAUUUUUUUAUCGAGCUGAAGUUUUCUUAUCUAAGCCUGCGUAUGGAAGAAAAUGGAAAGGACAGGUAAUGCGCUUAAAAAACUCUGCCAGCCCGUGGUGGAAGAGAUAGCUAGACAUUAUAUCACGGAGAAAGCUGUUUUUCUCUUUCUGUUAAAAACGUAAUGGGCUGGGAGUGGGUUGCUUAUUCAUGAGAGCUGGGCGAGGAGUAGACUUUCAAAAGUCCUUCGUCGGAUUUCAUAUGGCGCGGGACCUCGCGACUUCGUCGCUGGCGGUAGGCGGCUUCGCGGCCAAAAAAGGCUCGCUCCGCUCGCCAAGAGGUCGACUUGUAGCAAGUCUAGGCGAGGAGAUGUACGUAGUUUGUCCACUGUUGCCCACUUCAGAAACUCGUCGGAGAAAGGGUGCAAGCUUUAGUUGUAGUGAUUUUUGGGAUCGUGUGAAUUGACAAGCGUUAGUUAUGAUUGGUAUUCAAGGCAGCCAUUAACUAUAAUCAUAAGUAACACUUAUCCGCCCAAGCGAUCCCAGAAAUCGUAGCGCCGAAAGUUUGUACCCAUUCCCCUUAUAAUUUCUGGAAUGGGGAAUUUGUUAUGUGCUAUACAUGUAAGUAUUAUUACCAUCAUUGAUGUUAGAUGUGUUCGUUCUUUUUUCACUUUUAGGGAGAGAAAGGACCACCAGGAACAGACGGAUUGGACGGCCCUCCAGGUCUCAGGGUUAGUAACUGCAAAGCUUGUUUUUUUAGUUAUCUUUCGCUUGGUAUUAGGUUUUUCACUCAUGAAUUGCGUAACUCAGGGUUCGCACAGAGUCUAAAAUACUUGAAAAAGUAUUAAAUUUGCAAAACAAUUUUCCAGAGCUGGAAAAAAUCUGGAAAAUGGAGAGAAAGUUUGAAAAAUAAGGAAUGUUUUUGUUUUCCAAAGCUACAACAAGAUUGUAGCAAGUGAAUUUUUUUUCUGUGGUCAAUCUUAUUCAAUCUUGUCCAUAGCUAAUACAGAAUGAGAAGUUUCAGAACUCUCUAAUGUCCUCAUUGCACCGUGGCUACUGUACGUUUGCAGUGCCUCAUGUCGAAGGCUUGGUUCUUAAGUUUUUCGAGAUCUCUGUUGAUCCCUUUGAUUUAGAAAAAAAAAUAUUAUUUUGGAUAAAAGUCUAAGAAAAGCCGUAAAUUUUGUAUCCAAAAAUCUGUACAAAUCCUGAGGAGAAAGGAUGGCGCAGUGAUGAGAGCAUUUGCUUCCCACCAAUGUGGCCCGGACUCGAACCUCGGCGUCGAUGCCUUAUGUGGGUUGAGUUUGUUGUUGGUUCUCUCCUUUGCUCGAAGAGAUUUUUCUCCGGUUACUCCGGUUUUCCCCUCUCCUCAAAAACCUACACUUCCAAAUUCCAAUUCGAUCUGGAACGCACGGACACGUUUCAGCGAAUUCUCAGGAACUCCUGAGUGUUCCGUGGGUAAACAAAUUACAUUACAUUACAACCCAACCUACGAUUUCUCACCAAAUUUCUUACGAGUUAAGUCUGAGAAUUAAUUUUAAGGCUCGUACGUACACAAUUCAGUGUAAAGUUUUUCUUGUACCUGUUUCUAGUGCAAGAAAAUUCAGUUGAUUGUUUGCGUUUUCUUUUUCAGGGUCCUCCCGGUGAUAUGGGAGGUGAGGGUGCCCCUGGACGAAAUGGGUCCAUGGUAAGUCCUUGUUUGGAAUACCUGACGAUAAUGUUUUGCACUGACUUGGGAAAUAAUCAAUCAGACAAAGUGAACGCCUUUCAUCAAAAGCGAUAUACAGGGCUCGCAAAGCCUUGAAUUUCAGGGGAAGUCCAUAAUUUUCCUUAAAUUUAAUAAAUUCUAGAAGAGUCUCACGAUUGUUAGCAAAACGUAUCACCAAGAUGUUAUUUUUAGGUAAUCAAAUGUUAUAUUUCACUUGCGUUUUAGCACAAAAAAUUAUUCCUUAUUUCUCUCGUCACUAUUUGAUUAGACAUACACGUACAUGUUAUGAUGUACUGACACUAUUUAUUUCUUACUUGCUUUUCACAGGGUGAGCCUGGAUAUAAAGGCCCUGAUGGUGAUCCGGUAUGUACCUACCCUACAAACGUCUUUUUUUUUUUAAUUCUAGAGUUCUCCUCGGUGUCCGGUCGAUGAUGCAAAUUUCCCUUUUCGUAAACGGUCGCUGCCUUUUUUAAGCCACUUAGAAAAUGUUUGAUCUGUUAUUGAGAGUGUUUCCAUCAAAAAGAAAAAAGAUAGCAACCCAGCAGGGUCGAGCCCGAACCUUUCGUAUCCUAAUCUCUCUCCCUUACCGCUACACUACAUACAACACCGACGCGCUGACAUUUCGAAACGUCUCAGUAAAUUAUACUACUACAUGAGAAAUUUCUGCAAUUUGUUUGGCUCAGAGCAGUGGUGUUUCAGCUUAAUUUGAAAUACCUACAUGUGAAAAUUACAAACCUUUUGUGGGUAGUAGUAUAAACAAAUAAUAGCAUGAUUUGUACGUGAUAUUUGGCAUGAAUACCACUUGUGAUAUUUCAAAAUUGUCUCAAAUUUCACUCGCCUAACCGCUCUUGAAAUUACGUAUAACAAUUUCGAAAUAUCACUCGUGGUAUUUAUGCCAAAUAUCACUACAAAUCGUGCUAUUACCUAUACUAAUAAACUAGCAAACUGUCUUUUUUUACUGAUACGUCAAUAACAGGUGACCCUAGCCCUUUCCAUAACUUUGAACAUAAAUUCAACUUGAGCUUCAACGUCGUUCUUUUUAAGACUAUUCAAAAACGUGUUAUUUGCCUUGUGAUAACUUAAUCCAGGGAAUAUAUUACGUGUCUUAUGACUAACGGCUUGGUUACCAAUGGUGGUAUCGUCUGUCAAAAAUAGCAACGGUCGUUUACGAAAGGGAAAUAGGCGUCGUUGAUGUUCAAGUUUUGAUCUUUUACCCUUGACUGGUAAUAACAAAUAACGAACACUUACGAAAAUUAUUUUUCAAGGUUAAACGAAAAUUGCUCGAGCAGUGCUGUCAAGCCGUCAUUUAAUGAGUCAGGGGAACCCAAACACAUCCGAAUAGAUAAAUAGUUUUUCGGUCAGCUCCAAUUCAACCAACAGGGCUUUCAAAGCAAAGAGAAAACCAUUCGAGACAACUGACGCAUUUAGAAUCAUUCGGUCGUUGGGUGCCCCUGAUAGUGACAACUUUUAAUUUGAAUCGCAUUGAACCACAUUGCAGAGCAUAACAAACUCUUAUUAGCUAUCUGACAAAUUAUCAAAUUGAAAAUAAGAAAAUGGGGAUUGACUUAAUAAUAUGUUAUUAUAUUAAAAUACUAAUAUCCAGUUCAUUUUCUUCUUGUUUCCAGGGUGAUCCAGGGGCAUCGGUAAUAUUUCCUUCUAUCAUUUUAACUUUACUUUCCAUAAUUAUGGACAAAUUCAACAAAAUCGAGAGUUUCACAUUGGCACGUGCAUGACAUCAAAUCUAGUCUUGAAAUGGGUCAUGUUAAACUUGUUCACUGAGUAUCUUGGCUCGAAGUGGUAGUUUUAAUAGAAACCUUGCCGUUUUUUCAAAUUUAACGUCAGUUUUGUUGUUAUGCAUAUGAAUAGCACUGUGUAUUUCAGUCUCACCUCUAUUUAAGGAACACCUCUAUUCAGGGGACACAUUCUGGGAACGAGGAUGUCCCAUGUAUGAAAGCUCACUGCGUGUUUGUAUCAGUUACCCUUAUUGAAUGGACACCUCUAUUCAGGGGACAGUAAUCCUGGUCAAGUGGGUGUCCCAUAAAUGGAGGCUCCACUGUCGUAUUAUGUUUGUAUCAAUAACCUCUAUUGAAGGGACAUCUCCAUUCAGGGGACACUUGUCUUGGUCCCCGGAAUGUCCCCUGAAUAGAGGCUCCACUGUACGCCCUCAUUAGCGUGUUCGAUGUCCGUACGGAAAGGUAACGCGGGGGUUUUUCCUUCGGUGCCCGGGCAUUUUGCCUUUUGGGAAAGAAUCUUGUGAGAUAAACAAGGGAGGUUUGAUAAACAAGGGAACUUUGGAUGUCAAAAUUUUAAAACUUUAAAAAAAAUUCUCCCCUCCCCCUACUAAAUUGUUCAACCUCAUUGCAUGCAGCAAGAUAAUGAGCUGUAAGAAAGUGUUGACCAUGACUUUCUUUCUUUUGUGUUCUACUUUAGGGACCAGACGGAAUGCAAGUGAGUGUUUUAAAACUUAAAAUAAUACUAUUAUCCAAAUUUUUUGUAUCAGUCUUUGUCCCAGAAAAUAUUGGGAAAGAAACAAUAACUUUUUAUCUUUUAUCGGCGAAAGCUACAAACAGCCAUUUUUCAGUGCAAAUGAUAAAAUAUGCGUGGGUUUAGAAAAUGUUCAGUAUACCUUGCCAAUAUUUUGCCGCCUUGUAUGUUAGUAAACGAAGGAAGCUAGAUUUUGAAAACUUUUUGUGUAGACUCAGCUCUCCGGUAGUACUGUUGCAAGGGCGCAACUAACUGUACUGCGUUACUUAAAAAAUGUCAAAGAUUGAUUGAAAACGAAAAGAAGACAAAAACAAUGCAACUGAAAAAGACCGAAGAAAAAAGAAGUUUCGUGAUUUCUGAACAAAAACAAUUGAGGUAAUUUUUCAAAACAAAUUGCCGUGUAACAACGAUUUUUCCUCGCCCGAACGCUUGUAGUCCGGAAAUAGGGAGCUUUAGCAUCGGCGACGGCGACUGCAGCGAAAACGUCACUUUUUUAAAUGAAUUCCAAUUUUUUAAACUUUGUUGCGUUUAUUCCAAGUCGCUGUCCAUUUCUAAUGCAGGCGAAUUUCCUUGGAGUUUAUUUCUUGGGGUACGCACUUAAGUUUAGAGAGUGAAGGAAAAUUCGUGGUCGCUUGUUUACGUCCUCCAUAAAAUAGACUGCAAAACAGUCGGUUUUUUCCUCAAAAUCAGUAAAGAAAUCGGUAACGCGUGGCGUAAGAGUCUUAUGCGCGCGAACCGCGCUAGCCUCACACGCCCGUAGCGUCCCUCCCCAGUCUCGCUCUCUGUUUUCAGCCUCGUUCCACACCUUUUGUUUGACUGCUCGCGCGUACUUGAAUACGCGAUUGGGCAAAAAUACGGACUGUUUUGCAGUCUAUCCAUAAAAAGUGAAAUGAGCCAUUAUCCGUCGUGGUCGUGCAGUGACGGCAAAGAAAUGUACAAAAAAGCGUGAUGCACGUGCAACAAUGUUGUUUUUCUAAUUAAACCUAUUGCAUUUUUGCCGUUCUCAUUGCCCGGUUGUCGUCGUUGCUUAAGGUUCCUAAUGCUUCCUGGAGAACGCUUUUCUGCGACCAUAAGAGAUCAUCACCUUACCAUGCUGAUAAAAAAGGAGGGAAAACGAUAUGGGGGAUGGAAAAAGAAAUUUGUCAUAUGAUGGGAUUGGCUAGAGCAAUGUUCACUUGCCAGCCUGUUAGUGCAAAUUGUUUCGGAGAUAUAAGCAACGUUAUACUCAGAUGACAUCGAUGUAAAUCCUUCUAGAUCCAAGCCAAUUUUAGAAGCAUUUAUAUGGAGUCAUCAGAGCAAACCGGUGCUUACAUCUACCCACUAAUUUGCACUAACAGGCUUAUUUUUGGCAAGGGGGCUUUUUUGAUGUUGUUCCUCUGAAUUCUUGGUUUGCAAACACGUGACAAGGCGGCCAUGUUGGGGGUCAAAACAAAAGAAUAUUUCCGCGAAGAAUUUACAUGAAAAUAGAGUUUAGUUCCCAGAGGAGAGAAAUGCUUUUGUUCUUGACCACCAACAUGGCCGCCAUGACGUCACGUGCAAACCAGCAAUAUGCUAACUAAUCCCAUAAUUUCACAAAUUUGAACUUUUGUGACGUCGCACUUCUCUCUAAUUUACCUGGGUAUGAACGGCUCUGGCAGAAAGCCAAGGAGAUAGAAACUAGCGAGACACUCGUGAUAGAAUUGAAUUGCGUAGAUACUAAUAGAUUGAGUUUGUUUUUAGGGACCUCCUGGCCCGCCCGGCCCUCCAGGACCUCCUGUAAGUAAAUGCUUCCACUGACAAAUUCUCUAUACUGAUCUCCAUGCAUUUCCUGAAAGAAUUACGUGAGAGAACGUGAUUAAUGACAAAAAUGUUUUGCCAUUGGUCAUCAUUUUGUCAAUUCUCAUAACAUUUUAACUUGAAUAUUCAUUGAUAAUGUUAGAAGAAAUUGUUAGGACAUUAAACCAAGUAGGUUUUCAAGUAGGUUUUGUGCCAUGUUUUGGUCUUCUGUGUCGUGGAAUAGGUGGUGUCCAAAUGAGUAGCGUGUGCGCUGUUAUUUGUUAUAAGCUUGAAAGGACUUAAGUUGGCUGUGUAGUGCUAUGUUAGCCAAUGUAGUUGAAGCUUCUACUGACCAGAAUAUUUAAUAAAUUUUGAGAGUGUGAGAAAAAGGGGAAAUCUAAACAGGAAGAUGAUGUGAAAAAGUGCUAUUUAAUUCAAGGUGUCCAGGUGUGGCGAAUGAGAUACUUCGUCGAGUGUUUGACACGACUUCUUAAAUCAACUCUUCUUGAAGAGAUAAAGUUAGUGUAAUUAAGGUUUAUAGCACCUUUAUUUUCUCGUCACGAAAAAUCAGCGAGUUGGAGAAGUUCAUUUCCUUUUUUUGUUGUUGUUUCAGGGUGAGCCUGGCAUGUCGGAGAUCGCUAGCGUAAGUAACAACUUCACUGUCUGUGUCAUUCGAAUUCGAAUUCUAUAAAGAGAAAGAAAACGAAAGGCUUGCUAACGAUUUUUACAACGCUAUUCUCUUAAAGCCAUAGACGGUUGAGCCAAGAAAACUUGUUAAAUAACAUGGUAAGCUAACAGGAUCUUUUUUUCUUUCUUCAGUUCCUGUCAAUUGGAAACAUCGAGAAGGGCCCAACUGGGAAUUUCCGACUGUAUUCAAGCAGUGGAAAGGUUAGCAAUUCAUGUUUAUGCAUUCAGUUGAGGCUGACUUCUAUUGAUCAUCUCGAGGUUCCGAGUAAGACUGGGUUGGUGUUAUAUGAAGCUGCUGUCGACUUUUUAGGGUUGUGUGCUUUGUUUUCCCAAUUCAGACCACGUGAUGUUCUCCAGGAAAUUUGCUUUUUGUUUUUUCAUAGAUUAUGCAUACAUAAGAGAGAUUAAGCAUCGCGUUUACGGCAAACGUCAAACUUGAAUUUGUACCACGUGACCAAGUUUUCCAAGUUUUACUUAUCGUUACUACACGAAAAUCGGUAGAUUGACGCCAAUUCUAUCCAUAACAAUUGUUUUAAGCUGUUUUCAUCUGCUCAUUUCUCAUUUUGAAACUUUUUCGCUCAAGUCAUCUCUCUGCGAAACCAUGCAAGUCACAUCAAAAAGAAAUUAUGUUUAUGUUUGUUUCUUUGUUUAUGUAUUUAUUUAUUUUGUUUAGGAAAAACCGAGCAGGGAAAUUAAGGUAAGAGUUUAAGUCUAAUGGUACCGCGUCCGUCCUCAUGUUGAUUUAAAUCAACACCAUUAUUUUGAUGCCCACUCUUAUAGGGGGUUUUUGAUAGUUCUCGCUAAGUAUCCUUUGGCGUAGUUUGAGUGUCUUUUAUUUGUUCUCAGCCAAAGGAUAUUCUGAAGACCUUGGAUGAGAAUGACAAAGAAAUCGAUUCCUUAAUUAGUCCUGAUGGAACGAAGAAAUUCCCCGCAAAGACGUGUUACGACCUCUUCCUUGAUCACAAAAAUUUCAAGAACGGUAAGUUUAUCCAAAGUCAGUAUGUUGUGCUCCGCGUUUCCCCCUUUGUUUUGAAUCAUGUUUUAUUACCAAACAAAAAAGGGUGCAUAAAAUGGCGCCAAAGAUACUAAACACUUCGUCUUAUUAAUUUGGCCAGAAGUACCCAGAAAAAACCGGAUCAUUGUAUGUUUCUGCGAAACUGCCCACCUACCCCUCCCCUACGCCAGCAUUAAAACUUAAUUCUCAGUUAGGCCAAAAUGUUAGCUUAGGGAAGGGGUAGGUGAACAAGGGCGAGAACCAAGACUAACACAACCCCCAUGGCGUCAGUUCUUGGAUUCGAACCCAGGCCACAUUAAUGAGAGGCAAAUGCUCUCACCUCUUUACCGCCCUUUCUCUAAGCACUAGGCUACAUGCUAAACACUACCCUAAAUAGGAAAAUAAGGAUUAUAAUCUUGGGCGUUAGAACCGUCGCUACAGAAAAGAAGUGGUACUUUAGGGAGGCAUCGUGGCUCAGUGGCUAGCUCGUCGGAAUCGCAUGAUUUAACUUACUGUACAACUGCAUUACUCUGGCCAAAAGUUUUCCAUAGAUAAGUUUAAAAAAGUAGAGUGACCAUCGUGUUGGUUUGACCUUUUUUACUGACAGGAAUGUACUGGAUUGAUCCUAACGGCGGAACAAUUAAAGAUGCCAUCUGGGUUUACUGUGACAAGAGUAAAAAUUCAUCGUGUGUUUACCCCAAACAUCCACAGGUAAUGCAAACUCUCUUGUUAGCUCAAUGUGGCGGUACAUGUGUCAGUCGGAUACAGUGACCGUCUUUAAGGCUGACCCCCCUUCUUAGGCUCUGUUUACAAGGAGAGAAGAGGGUUACCCUAGCACUCGCACAUUUCUUCUCUUUGUACACGACGUGUUUACAAGGCGGGUAGGGUUACCCUAGCAAGCAAGAGGGUUAUCCUACCUGCCUUGUAAACGCUCUGCUAGAUAUAACUCACCUACCUGGGACAAGUUUCCUCCGUCAUGCGUGACCAGUAAACUUGACAAUUUGAAUGGAAUUAUCCAAUUUCUGAGCUAAAUUAUAAACAUCUGAACAAUAUAAGGUAUUUUCUGUAUACGAUGAUAAUAUUUUCCUGUUUUUUUUUUUUUUCGGGUAUUUAACGUGUUUUCCAUAGAGAACUUCAAGUUUUAUUUCAAAUUCAAUAAAAUGUGACCUUGGACGUUACAAAGAAAGUCAUGCAUGACGAAAGACGUCAGUAAAGCUGGUAAAGUUGACCCGGGUGAUAGGGGUAACCGUACUUGUGAAAUUUACUUAUAAACCCGGACCGUCUUCAACUCACUUGCUAGGGUAACCUUAGCACGAGGGUAACUCUCUCUCCUCGUAAACAGGCCCUUACAAAGAAUGUCUCGCAUGACUAAACACGUCAGCAAAGCUGGUAAAGUUGACCCGGGUGAUAAGGUAACUUGAUUGUAAACCAGAGCUAACUUUAACCUGCUUGCUAGGUUAACCCUAGCACAAGGGUAACCCUCUCUCAUUGUAAACAGGCCCUUACAAAGAAUGUCACGCAUGACGAAACACGUCAGCAACGCUGGUUAAGUUGACGCGGGCAAUAGGGUAACCUUACCUGUAAAAUUUGCUUAUAAACCCGGGUUAUCUUUAACCCUCUUGCUAGGGUAACCCUCUCUCCUUGUAAACAGGCCCUUAGCCUCCCAAGCAGACUUUCUUUUGGCUCGUCACGCAAUCCUCGCUGGCGCCCUCUUAAUUUUUUUCGUUAUCUCACACUUAUAAUUUUAAAUUGUAAUCACGGGUUGUAACCUUAGUGCAAUUGCAUCGUGCAUCACCGUUAUAUUGUUACUUCAAAUCACAUUAACAUGUCUUGCUUUAAUUCAAAGUUAUGAUUUAUAUUUUACCGACUUGUCCAUUUCUAAUACGCUCAAGUAUCAAGACUUAAAUUUCGUAACUUCCGCAGACCAAAUUUCCAAUGAUAAAAAAAAUUUGGACGGUUGACAUCACUAAGACAUUUGCGCGAUGUCUCGCCUGUUUUGGCAGCGGAGUGCCGUCUUUACAGGGACGAGUUAAAAAACAAGUUUCAACAGGGCCUCCAAUUAUUUGUCUGCCUCAUGUACCUUUCUGAUUUGGUUGCAGAUCUCCGACCUUGCCCUCAAAAAGGAGUACCAGGACAAAGAAGACAAGUGGCUAAGCGAAGCGUUUGUGGAGAGUGAGGAGGUGAGAUGAUAGAUUGAUUUUCCUCGGCAGGAUUUCUCGAAGGGUUAGGACACGAAUUCGCGUCAAAUGUAGAUAUGACUCUCCUCCGCAGAGCCUCAAAGUUGCAUAGCGAGAGUAAGUGUGGGCGCAAAAGUUUUUUUGUUUAGAGGCGGGGGAGCCUGUUCCCGCCCUGAUUAAUCUUUUGGUUUUCACGCCUGCACUCACUUUGCGCAGCGCAAAUUCAAUAACGCCUCAUUAAACGUCUUCGGAGGGAGACAUAUGUAAGCAAGUGAAAGCUGUAUCUUUUUUUUUUUCGAAGAGCGUAUGUUCGGCGAAGUCUUUUUUGAUUGGAGGAAAUAAAAACUGUGAUUGGACCAAGCACACAUUAUUCCUCUUAAAGGAAAAUUGUGCUUUUUAGAUGCGAGGUUUGCGGGUAGUCUUGUUACUGUCAUAUUCAGUGCAGUAAUAUUCAGUAAUUUGUCAGUAUUACAUUUCACACGUUCAUAUUUGCCGUGACUGCACAAGGUAGAUAUUAAUUCUUUUGCAAAGUGAUAGUCCUUGCUAUUAAUUUUGUCCAAUCAUGUCCGAUGUAUGACUGUUGUAGAGAGAAAGAGACCAUUAUACAUGUUGAACAAGCUGUUAACCCUACACAUUGUGCGAGCGCGUUUUUUUUCCUUAUUUCCAGUCCCUUAAGUGGAUUUCCACUGUUACGUAAUUUUUACGUCCAUACUCCACCCCUUAGACUUUAUUUGGAAAUGUACGUUUCCAUUAAAGACUGCUAUAAAAAUUGCGUCACUGGUAACAACCAAACGGUUUCCUUCCAAUGGAUGAUUAGACUUUUACGGUUUUGGUUUUUGAGUGGUACUCUUGAGUUAUUUGUUUAUUUGUUUUGUUACUUCUCUCAAUGACUUCCUCUAUUUUGGUCUGCAAAGAGAUCUCGAGUACUUUUUCUUGCUGUGUGAUACUAAACAUUUCUUCGUUUCAGAUUGAAUACGAUGCUCAUUACACUCAGCUUAAUUUCCUGAAGACUCUGAGCAACUAUGCGAACCAGAACGUCACAUACGCUUGCCGCAAAUCCAAGGCUUGGGAAGACGGCCAGCACUCCAUCAAACUAAUGGGCUCCAACGAAAUGCAGUAUCAUGCUACUUCCAAGAUUUCCCUUAGGCCUAACGUCAUCACCAAUGAAUGCACAGUAAGUUGACAGUUUGCCUGUUCCCUUGUUAGAAAUAAACCUCCUUUCACAAUCCACAGUCUUGGACAACACUGUUACAGAUAUAACCUGGGUAUACACUUCUACGCCCCGACAGACCAGUAACACCAAUGAGCCCCUUACCCCUGAGCAGUAUGAUCCGCUUCUCUUCAGGGUUCCUCAGGCAACGGUAUUUUUGUGAGCGAACACUGAAUUAGGUUGGGGCGGGGGACAAGGGGGUGGGUUACCUCCAUAUGAUUUUUUUUAGCUAAACACGCGAGAGGAAGCAUUUUGAAUCCAAAACUAGCCUGCGAGCAGGCUCUCCUAUUUGGGCGAGCAAAGCAAGCCGCGAGGGUCCCUCGCUUUUGCGUCUCCUCUCGCCUACUUUUUUCGCGCGUCUACUUGGAGAGCUUGCUCGCAGGCUAAUUCAAAACAAGGUAUUUUCCCAUUUUUCACGCUUUACUGCAGUGCUUUAGUUUGAGUCGCAGUUGUACCAAAUUGGGAAAUCGUGAUUUUCUGUCGAAAGAAUAGAAGACAGCACUCUCUGAUUUUACUAAUAAAUGGUCGGUCAAAACCUCUAUUGUAUCAUUUAUAUCGUUUAAAUAAGCAAAAUCUGUCAUUCCUGAAAUUAACGCCUUAUAUUGUUUUAUAAAAGCGCUCUAUUAGAAUUCCGCUCAAUACAUGACACAUUACAGUCUACCAAGUUUACCCCUCUGCAGUGCCGGCUCAUUUAACAGUGUCUAGAGGCCAAUAAUGUCUCGUUAUUUGGGGGUCAUAGUGGUUCCGUUAUAUUGUGCUAGUGCGUUAUUUUUUACCCUUGGUUGUCGUCUUACUCUGACGCUUAAUAAUUACAGGACAGCAAAAACGCCAACAAAUGGGGUAAAACAGUUUUAGAGAUCGACACAAGAGAGAAGAGUAGGCUACCAAUCGUGGACGUGGCAGCAUAUGACAUCGGUGGAAAAGACCAGGACUUCAAACUUGUAAUUGGACCAGCGUGCUUCCACCACGUAAAGGCGUAG
Porites lobata is the source of this 70650-nucleotide messenger RNA. The record is from the annotation of a GenBank genome assembly. Lineage: Eukaryota; Metazoa; Cnidaria; Anthozoa; Scleractinia; Poritidae.